AUGGUCUUCGAGUCUCUGGUCAGCGACCUGCUCAAUAGGUUCAUCGGAGACUAUGUGGAGAACUUGGACAAGUCCCAGCUGAAGAUCGGGAUCUGGGGAGGUAAGCUUUAGAAGCUAGCUGGAGCUAACGUUCGGAGACGUGCGAGACUUUGUUCAGAAACACCACACUUAAGAUAUAAAUGCGGUACAUCUCCACAUGAACGCGCUUUAUUAAACACACUAACAUGUAAAGAUAAACAAUAGGUUACGCUUUUUAAUUCGGCUAUGAAAAAACUUAAAAUUUGAUCAUAUUUCGAUGGCAAUUCUUGAUUUAAUUGAGACGUAUGCUGCUGUCACUGCCACAUCUCCACCAAAACACACAGAGGUGUAAGCGGAAGACAGAGCCUUGUUUUGGCAAAUAAUAACAGUUUUUCAUAAUGGGAGUCGUUGUCAGUGGAUUUUAUCUUUGCCGAAUUGGAAGACAGGUGAUUAAAAAUCCUCCCAGCAGAGUGUUUUUCUACAGUAUGAUCACAGUUUAUUUACAGUGAGGUGUCAGAUACACGACAGUCCACAGUCUGCACCUGUCUGUCGUCUGUGAAGGUAAAUAUCUGAUCAGCCUGACUACUGCCCUGCUGUAACUGAACUGUUAAUCUGACUGACUGGCAAAUAGGCUUAAUUCAGUCAACAGAAAACCCAAAGUGCUGCUUAUCAGCUGAAAACACCCACAGAGUCUGUCCUGUAGAGUCAACACAGCUCUCUUUAGUUAUUUCUAUCUGCUCUUUAUCAUUAUCAGGUCAGAAACAAAGCAUUUAACAGACACGAGCUUAAAGAGAGUUUAUACUGGAUGUGGUGGAAGAGAUCAUGUGCUGUCUGAUUCAAUCAUUAACCCUUAUAUCUCAACGGCCACGCACAGGGAGGUUUUUACUUUCAGUAUUGUUUCUCCUUAGUCUAUCUAUUUCAUUUUGCAGACGUUAUGCAUUUUUUAUUUUUGUGUUUUUGUAGCCAAAACCAGAACAAAUGCAGUUUUUUAAAGGCUCGCUGUUGCAGCCUAAACACAUGCAGUAUCUUCUAAGAUGUAUUCAGUGUGCGUGCAAAGCGUCAGAUUCUUACUUUUAUCUUUAGUCAGGGAAAAACCCCUGUGGUGAAAGCAAACUGUUCUUUAAAUGUAUUUAUUUAACCUUUAUUUAACCAGGUUUGUCCCAUUAAGAUCUGAGGAUCUCAUUUGCAAGGGAGACCUGACCAAGAAUGGCAGCAAUAUAUACAAACAGUCACACAGACUCAAUACGGAACAAAAAUGUGAGGAAACAUCAGUAAAAACAGAGACACUCUGAGAGUUUGGACUCCAGCCUUUUAACUGCAGAUUUAAAAACAGUCAAAGGCACCAAGUUUUGCCUGAAAACCUUCUUUCCCAUUUCAGUUCAGACUCUGGGGACAAAAAACUGUCUAAAUCUCAAUGAUCUCAGGUUGUGUAAUCCGUCCUUUAAGAUCAAUAAGGAGGAGAGGUAGUCCGGGAUUUUUCCAAGAAUGACUUUGUAAAUGAAAACGUACCAAUGACCAAGCCGACGAGUAGUUAAAGAAGUCCAACUGACUUUGGAGAAUAAAGUACAGCGAUGAGUUAAAAAUCCACAGUUUGUUAUAAAUCUCAGAGCUCCAUGGUAAACACUGUCCAACAUUUGCAGACUCUGGGCAGAGGCAUUCAUGUAUAAAACAUCACCAUAAUCAAGAAGAGGUAAGACUGUAGACUCCACAAGUCUCUUUGUAACAUCAAAAGAGAAACAGGACUUGUUUCUAUAGUAAAACUUUCUAACAACAUGCUGAAUAUGUUCUUUAAAAGACAAAUUUUCAUCCAGUAAAAACCAAAGGUACUUAAAAGAAGACACAAGUUCAAUUUCUUGACCGUAAAUAUUAACAAUAUUCCCUGACAGUAUUUCUUGUGACGCUCUUGUAGAUGAAAACAACAUGAGUUUAGUUUUCUCCACAUUAAGUUGCAGCUGCCUAAGCUGAUCUUGGACCAAAUUAAAAGCAUGCUGAAGAUUUUCAAAGGCCAGCGCAGGUGUUGGUGCACAGCAAUGAAUGACUGUAUCAUCUGCAUAGAAAUGAAAAUUUGCAUUUGGAACAUUUGGUCCCAGGCAGUUGAUAUAUAUUGUAAAUAAAUAGAUAACCAGGAGAGAUUCUGUUCAGGUUUCAAGAACAGGUGUUCCUCUCUGUGUCUUUAACUUUGAGUUUUUGCUGCUGGAAAAAAGAUUUUAAUCUCAAUGGGACUAACCCGGUAAAAUAAAAGAUAAAUAAAAUAAAGAAAUACUGCAAAAUCCCCACAUUAAGGACUAACUCCUAUGAGUUUGUCUCACACUACAAACAAACAGUUAAGGUUCAGUGUUGCAGAUCAGAGACGGGAGGUCCCGUGGUUUCUUUUGUCUCGCUCCAGCAGCAGCUCUGAACAAUGAAAGGCUGCUCUAAACCAUUUUUAAGAAUUUGUGACUAAUGCUGGAGAUCAAUUACUGAAGCAGUCAAACACCCACUAAAAUACAACAAUGAUUGAGCCGAAUAUGAUAUAAACACAGUUAAACCUGAACAUUUCUUUUAUGAAGACACUAAAACCAAAUAAUUACCGACCCGCUUCAUUUUAUCUGCAAGAAAAGACUCGACCUGCUGCAUCUCAUAUCACCUUUAUUUUGUAUUCAGUGUUGAUGCAGUUUGUGUGAUAACCAGAGAAGUUUAACGUUUACCUGCAGCUUCCUCAUGCCUCUGACACACAUGUUAGUAUCAUACCUGCGAGACAGGAAUCUAAACUAACAGGUUUUACUCACUAGUCGCUGUUGGGAAAUAACCUGCAGGUGUUAGACAGGCAGAUCCUCAUCAGUCUAAUCACUAUGAGACAGAAUCAUCAGCUGGUGAUUAUUACAAAUCAAUAACAUCACGGUGUAUCUGUGUGGAGUAUCACCUGUUUGACCUGCUGCAGCGAAGUUUAAUGUGGUCAUAACAAAGAGGGUUUUACAACACUUUAACCUUCUUCAUAUAUUAUAUCAAAGAUCUGUCAUGUCGUCAGUGUUUUUAACUUGUACAUACAAGCAGCAGCUGAUUUAUCAAAGUUACCUCCUGUUUUACAAAAUCUAACCGGUGCCGAUCAUUCAGAGUUUAAACCAGCUGUUCUGAUGUCAAAGCUCCUGUAAGGGGGUGCUUUAGUACCACUUGAUACAAAGGUCCUUACAAUGAGCAGUAAUUGAUAAGAUAAGAAAAGAAGAACUUUAUUGAUCCCUGAGGGGAAAUACAGUAAAUAGUCUAUAAUGGUUAUCUAUAACCUGCCCUUAGGACCUCAUAAAAUGCUUGUAAAUAAAUCUCAAACUGUUAUAAAAGCUUCAUUUAUUAUUUCUUAUAAGACAAAGAAGGCCGUCAUUAGGAACUCAUGUGUCCCGUUAGCUGCAGUAAUAACAUGUUGCUCCUCAUAUAAACCUUUAAGCAUUUUUUGAUCGCUCCUCUUUCGUCGCCUGGAGCUGUUCAAUUUGACAAGCGGAGCAGGAGGAAGUAAAAAUGAUGUAAUAUCAUUUCUACUGUAAAAGCACUGCAGUGACACAGCUUCAUGAAAAGAGGAAGAAGACACGAGCAGGUGUCAACCCUCGAUCUGUGAGACUUUCACACAUUUACAUCUUUUCUUCGUCGUUCUCACCCAGCAGACCGCUGGAGCCUCGUGUGAACCACCAAACCAGACCUCAAUGAAUAUUCAUUUAUUUGCCUUUUUUGCUAUUUUUUCAGCUACACCCACAGUUUUGCUUCACUUAUAGACAAAGCAGUGUGUCCCGCCUGCCUCCUACUGUUUCCCUCUGUCUGUCACCUUCAUCAGUUUUACAGAGACGCCCAUCUAACAGCUCCCAUUUUGAAAUAUGUCCAUCAGCAUAAUAGACAUGUGGUGCGUUGGCGAGACUUAUCAAAGAUAUAGCAUUUUGUAACAAAGCAACUCUACAAUAGUUCAGAAGGAGGAUCAUUGGAGGAUGGUACUGAAGAGCCUGAAGAGUCUGCAGGUGAUCAGGUACGAGGGGUCAGGAGCUGCGAGAGCUUCUCUAGUGAAGUGAUUUAAUGUGGUGAUCUGAUCUCAAUAAUAAAGACAACAUAAAAUCAAAUAUCCUCAGAGGGAUGAAAACAUACUUCGUCAGCCCGUCCUGGUAUCAUUUAUGUUUACGGCAAGAAGUCGAGUCUCUCUGGUUGAAGUCUUUUUAAUACACCCUGACUUUUCACUGCAGAACUUUGUCUCUCCAUUAUCGGCCUCAGCUCGUCAUCACGACUGAUAUUUGGCCUUUAGCUGACUAGUGUGUCACAUGUUCAAAUUACUAAAAGUAUCUCUGUAUAGCAGCAGGACAAAUAAUAGGAACCGAUAUUCUGAAAAUGAUAUACAUAUGUAGGCCAUACAAUAUAUAAAUACUGCAUCUGCUCUUUAAUAUAUGAAAAAAAGAUGUGUAUCAGUUAGGGAUGGGCAUUUCAAGCAAAAGCGCUAUUUGAUAUUUGCUGGCAACUAUUUGAGAAUUAUUCGGAGAUCGUAAUUUGCUCUGUGCGUUGAUCACAUAGACUGUUUGUACUAUGGACAACGUGGCUCCGCCUUCCGUCAUCAAACAAAUUUGAAACUGAAUUGCUCUCCGUAUUUCCGGGAUUUUCUCCACUUCUGGAACCAAACAGCGUGUCCCCCGGCUGAGCUACGCAAUCUGUGUGCGCCCAUUGGCUGUUUCAAGUGUCAAUCACAGAAAACAUGAACCCCCUAAUAACUUUUAAAAAUGGAGCUGUACAGAAAAAAGAGGACUUGAGCACAAACCAGUCUGACAGUAACUACAUGUCAACAUCACAACCAGGGGGGAGAAACAUUUAUAUUCUGUGUCAUUCAUUUAUAAAGUUUGUCCACAGCUCCAGAAGGAGGCGGGGUUUAUGACCUAUACUGCAGCCCGUCACCAGAGGGCGCUGUUCUCACGGUGGCUUCACCUAAUGAGGAGGCAGACAGCAUCCAUUCUAUAUACAGUCUAUGGAUUUGCAGCAUUAACUAGCGCAACAGUUAAUGUUAUCGUGUUAUUUGGAGGAACCCUGUCUAAAACAAAAACCAUCGUCAUAUGAACUCUUCGAUUUUUAUAAAUGUUAAUGACUAUUCAGAUAUUUGAAAAUUAUUGCCCAUCCCUAGUAUCGGUAUCAUAUUGUUACAAAUGUCCACCAAAAUAAGUUUCAAAAUAUCAGCGUAUCAGACAUCUGCAAAAAUUCAGUGAGUUCUGACAAAAUUGUUGUUACUGUAAAUGAACAAUAUAUAUAUUGUUGGCAUGAUGUUGGUGUCAGUAGAUAAUGUUAGCUGUAGGUAUAUCUGCAUGUGUCCCUAAAAUGAAAAAUAGAGCGCAGAAGAGUUUUGCAGAUCUGUAGUUAUGAUACAGAAUAUUAUCGGCGUGAUAUCAGCUGAUAAAAGAUUAAAAAGUUAAUAAUCGGUUUAAGCAGGUUUAGAAAACUCCGUGACUGUCUUAUUAUCGGCAACAAUAAGUCAGAGCUGAUAGGAGUGUGUUGUGUUCUCUGUUGUUAAAGUAAAUAUUUGCUCUUAUUAAACAUUUAUAUCCUCCAAUAAGGCCGGCUGUAACUCUCGGCUUGACUCGCCCUGAGUUAUGCUAACCCUUAUAUCUACAGAGUGUUUCUAAAAGGAGAGAAUAUUACGGUGCAUGCAGCUUCCUCCUACACGCUCAUAUAUGUGACAUAUGUUGAAGUCAGAUGAGCAGACAGGAAUCUAAACUAACAGGUAUCCAAGUCAUCUCUGCAUGCAACAAUGUUAGGAAAGAGUCUGGAGGUUUUUAGAGCCGAUGGAACGAGAAGGGCCCGAGGGGUGUCCUGGAGGAGUGAUUGACAGGUGAGCAGGUAUGUUGAGGCUGUAGACAGUGUUAACUGACACUGAACUGUGUGUCAUAACCUUAUAUCCCUGUGCUGUUAAACACCGUUACCCUGAAACAUCCCGGGUUAUACUGGUUUGAGGACGGGCUCAGAGAAAGCUGCGAUCCCAUUGGAGGAAAUGCCUCACGUUACGUAUUUUUAUGCACUCCUUUAAUUGUUUUAAACAUUUAGAUAUUUAACGUUGUUUUGUGCCGACUCAUAGUUUCAGGUGUAAUAAAGUGGGUCCUUAUUCCCCACCUCCACUCUCCAUUUGGUGGUGACCCAGAGGAUCCAGUGAUCCUGUUUCAGCUGAUAAUUACAGCCUCUUUGUGGAGUGUAGUUCGUCCCACGCUGCAGGCUGAAUGACUGCAUCCUCGGGGUCACACACAAAGCAAACAGGCACAAAAACAAGAUCAUCUGCUUUACACCUCAUGAUUCGCUUCAAGCCGCUAGUGCUGGCUGUUAGUGUUCGGCUGGAUCUGCAGGAUUCUCCAGGACCGCUGUCAGCGUCGAUGACUAUCGAUGGAGAAAAUAAAGGGCCCUAAACGCUGACGCUGAGGGCUGAUUGAACAGAAACACGUUUUUUCUGUUUUUGUGUGUCUGCUCUUAAAGGCAACACAACAUUAUUUGGGAUUAAAUGUCUUGAUUUAGAGGACCGGCUCUGGCCAAUCAGGGCACUGAUUUAUGUAGGGGUGUCUAGGAGUCGGGAUUUCCCCUGGGUCUAUAAAUACAAAAAUGCAAUAUUCUUGGACAUUAAUUUUAACUUUGAAAGGAAAAGAGUGGCAACAUUAAAAUCUGAUGUGCUUUAUUUUUUAUGGACUCAAAAAGAAGCGGUCUGUCCAAAUUUGGAGAUGAAGAUCCCGCCUCUCGGAUAGGUCAGGAUUUCAGAGUGGCCAAUCAGAUUUCAGAGCAGGAAACUGAGAGAGAAAGGGGGAAUGAAAGCCGCUGAACACUGCUUAAUAAAAAUCGUGAAGUAACAAAACAUUAAUGCACAUUUACUGGACAGAAUAGACUGUUUAUUGACCUUGUUGAAACAGCAUUUGUGGCUGCUACCCUUUCCACACAGCUGUUAAAUAGAUGACUUUAAAUUAAGGCGCCUCUCAUUUGUGUCUCUGCAGGAAACGUCGUGCUCGAGAACCUGAAAGUGAAGGAAAAUGCUUUGGUGAGUUUUGUUCUGUGCCACUCAUGUUGAGUGUAUUCGACUGGUCUGCUGAACGUCUUUUGGAUGAAUGUGUUUAACAGCGACUAAAACACGGCCUCCAAUCACUGCAGUAAAGUUGCAUACUAACCAAAUAAACCGAAACAGUUGAAUUUCCCAGGAUUCUUACACCCUCAGAGUCUUUUUCUGUAAGGGGUCUAUCCUCCUGGUGUCCCGUUAUCAGCCCUCUUACGGGUCUAUGCUGCCAGGAUCCGAUACUUUAGGACCCUUUGGGUUCUGUCCUACUCUCAGAGGGGUUUAUGCUUCCAAAGUCAGGGGCCUCUGUUUCCAGGGUGUCCAUCCUCUCAGGGAUCUCUCACCGUACUCGACGAGCUCUAAGCUCCCAGAGUUUCAUGUUCAUAGGUCAUAUGCUUUCAGAGUUUGAUUUCAGGGUUCCAGAUCCCUCUCUUAACCUCUAAGAAAAGGAAGAAGAAGAAGGUUUGGAUCCAUUAAUGGCUUUGAUAAUCAAAUGAUCGUCCAUUGAUUGUGAAUGUGCUGUCAGUCAAAGCUUCAUAGUUAUAGUCGUGUUGUGAGAAUAAUAGUGAUAAUGAAAAUGAGAGAGGGUUUAUUUUCUAUUUCAGAGCAAAUUUCAAGUUCCCUUCAAAGUGAAGGCCGGACAGAUCGGUGAGUCCUACAUUUGUCAUGUUUCAGAUGAUUUUUCAUAUUUGAUUUUUAUUGAUAAUUUUGAAUAGAUUCAGCAUAAAACAACAAAACAAAAACAGCAACUGUGAAUUAGGUCUGAAAAUGUGCAAAAAAGAGCCUCCCACUGAAAAAGAUCAAAUUAGAAAUACUAUUUAUUAUAUAGAAAUUAAUCAGAAUCAAACUAUUGAUGUAGUUGAAGUAGUAGAAGAAGUUGCAGUGGUAGAAGUAGUAGAAGAAGAAGAGUAGAAGAAGUAGAAAAGGUGGAAGUAGAUGAACUAGAAGUAGCAGAAUAAAAAGUAGAAGGGUGGUAGUAGUAGUAGAAAAAGUUUCAGUAGUCAAAGAAGAUGCAGAAGUAGUGGAAGAAGUUGAAGUAGUAGUUGGAGAAGAAAAGGUGGUAGUAGUAGUCGAUCAAGCUGUAGUAGUUGUGCUAGUAGUAGAAGUUGUAGAGAUGGUAGUAGUAGUAAUACUAGUAGAAAAAAGUGGUAGUAGUAGUAGUUGAAGCUGUAGAAGUAGGAGUAGUAGUAUUAUUCAAGUACUAGUAAAAGUGAUAGUGGUUGUAGUAGUAGUAGAAGUGGUGGAGGUAGUAGUAGAAGAAGUGGUAAUAGUAGUAUUAGUAGAAAAGAAAGUAGAAGAGUGGUAGUAGUAGUAGAAGCUUUCGUAGUAGUGGUAGUAGUAGAAGUAGAAGAGGUGAAAAGAACAGGACAGUAUAAGACAUAAUUCACUGUGUUAACCUUGCCCACAUGAUUGGGUGUCAUUUAGGAGUCUAACUGGGUCAUUAUUGGCCCAGAGGUAGAUGGUGCUGAUAUUGUUGGUAUGCAGUAGAGCUGUAGUGAUUUCAGAUUAUAGCGAUCAUAAAUGAUCAUGAUAUUUUUGGAAAACCUGAAAAUAAAACGCAGAUAAGAACACAUCUCAUUACGACGUUUAUCAGUCUAAUGUUAACACACAAUCAUCUCACAGCUGUGAAUGUUUAUUUUCAUGAUCUCAGGGAAGCUGACGUUAAAGAUCCCCUGGAAGAAUCUCUACAAUGAUGCUGUGGUGGCCACGCUGGAGGGGCUGUACCUGCUGGUUGUUCCUGGAGCCAGUAAGUCAAAGCUUUACACCGUCUCCAUGCAGGAUUUCUCCCUAACAUGUAAACAUUGAAUAAGAAGGGACCCCAAAUAGACCCCUGUAGGACGCCACAUGAGAGCGGAAUAAAAGAAGAGGAGAUGUUUCCUAGCACUAGAGAAAAGACUGGUUUGAUAGGAUCUGAACCUAAUUCCAUCUGACUGAUUGAAGGUCAAGAUUAGGCCAAGAAGAAUAAACAUAAAGUGCAAGCUAGAAUCAGCUGCAAGCAUAGAUGUCAUGUCAAGAGCAGUGUCUUGGAGCUGAAACCAGAGCUGAGUGUUUCACAUUUCCUGUCAGUUUGUUUUUGAUGUUUCCUCCCAGUAUGUUUUGAAGGAAAAACCUCCUCAGUGGGCUAUGAAGUCCUUGAAUGGAGGUCCAGUUUUUCCAACUGAGUGAAAAUUUUGGACCUCAGACAAACUAUUAUCCACUUACAGAGCUAAAAAUGUCCCUCCAGGACCGGCAACAAUGCACAGUUUGUCCAUAGACCCAAGGCCAGGACAGACUCUACAUUAUUCCUCUUGAAACUGAAGUUCAGCAGCCUUUUUUAAAGGGGGUAGUAAAAACUGAACUUUCAUGUGAUUUUGAAAAAUAUUUUAACCAUGAUAGCCAAACAAUGUCCAGAGCCGUCCCUCCCGUCCCCAAUGAGAGGCUCUUACCUUUGAGUUUAAUCCAGGUGUGAGUUUUUUUCCAGGCAGUGUAGAAUAAAUAAAACCUAACAACCCAUUAUAAUAUUGGCGUUUCAUUUCAGCCGUGUCAUUAUCAGUAUUGGCUGAUAAAGAGCUGAUAUUGGUCUACCAUUGGUUGUCAGGCAUUAGCAGAUUAACCAGUGAGAUCGGCCCAAACUUUGUUGGUUUCCUGGGCUUAUAAAGGCCUUUUCCCACCAUUCAACCAUCCAGAUAGUAAACAGGGAUUUCUUUAGGCUCAAAGAAGAGUGUGCUCUCCGACAGGCUAGAGGUCGACCUCCUUUAGUCUGUAGGUCAUCCUAAUCAAGCUGAGGUAGCUUUAAUCCCUAGUAUCUCCUUUGAUAACACCAGAAACAUAAACUUCACAGCUAGAUUUAAUCUUAUGAACUUUUGCAUCAGUGGUAUUGGAGGAGUUCAUGUUCUGAGCUGAUCUGUGUGUGUUCCAGCUGGAUCUAAGUUGGAAUCGUGUCCAUUUAACGGUAAGACAUCCAGGUUCAGAGGUGGUGGGUCAAACUCAGGUCCCGUCUGGUUUAAGGUCCUCUCUGUUUGGGCUGCACGAUGCUACAAAAUAGUUCAAAUAAAACCGAUGGUAAUAAAAAUGUACUGAGCUGUCCUUCAAAAUAAAAGCUCUUUAAUUAUGUUAGAGGGCUUUUGCUGUGAAGGAAUGAGAGCUGCAAUGUCAUCAGUUUGUGCAUGUAAAAAGCUCAUCAUGCAGCCCAGUGUCUACUCUGUCUGUGAUCUACUUCUUCUUGUGUUUUUGUCUUUUUAUUUCAGGGCUGUACUGGUUUCAUGUAGAUCUAGCCGGUCUCUAAUCUGGGAUUUCCUUCAUAGGUGUCAAAGUCAGCAGUUACGACAGUCUGAUCUUGUGACUUUUCUUGCAGACUUUGUUGGGAUUUAUCGGUGUCUGGUACUCUUUUUCCCAUUUUUGUUCCACUGCCACCAUUGCAGCAGACAAUCAACACCAAAUGAUAUUAGUAAUAAUGGCAAAAGAAAAGAAGUGAACUGUAUAUAUAAUAUGUCAGACACACAGAAAAUAGAACUUCCCAUUAUUUACACCAGAACAUAAGAACACUUGGAGCUCACAUUAUCAUCACAUAUUGAGGUUAGAUAUUCAAAUUAUUCAUUUUAGAUUCCAUUAAAACUUUUUUUCAUGUCUCUGACUAUAAGACACACACACACACACACACACACACACACACACACACACACACACACACACACACACACACAUAUUGACUAUGUGUGUGUGCGUGGUAGUCCCUCUGUUUAUGUCACCUACAUGCACACAAACUACUACUACUACUACUAACAUCACUAUUACUAGUACUUCCACUUCUAAUACUACUCCUUCUACUACUACCACUACUUCUUAUACUACCUCCACCACUCCUACUACUACAACUACUAUUAAUAUCACUUCUAUGAGUACUUCUCCAUCUACUACUACCACAACCACUAUCACUUUUACUAGUACUUCUACCUAAAUUACUAAUACUACUACUCCUACUUUUACUACUACAGCUUCAAUUACUACCACCACUUUUUCUACCACUACUACUACUACAGUUUCUACUGCUACGACUAUGACCCUUCUCCUUCCUCUUCUACAACUGCUACUUCUUCUACCACUUCUACUACUAUUGCAAUUACUAUCACUGUUACUACAACUACCACUUCCACUACUACUUCUACUCCUACCACCUCUUCUACUUCUACUUCUACAUCCACUUCUACUACUUCUACCACUUCUUCUUCUACUACUACACAUUUUUCUACGACUACAACUACUGUUAAUACUAACUUCAGCUAGUUCUUUCACUUCCACUUCUUAUACAACUACUAAUACUUAUACUACUACUAUCACUACCUCUACUUCCACUACUUCUACGACUAGCUCUACUACUGUGACUUCUACUUCUUCAAUUCUUAAACUACUGCCACUACCACUAAUAUGACUACUAAUAUCGCUUCUACUACGACUCAUAUUCAUAUUUGUACUACUACUAAAACUUAUGCCACUUCUGACUUUCCUGCUUUUUGAGGUAAUUUUCUUCUUCAUACAAAUUUUGCAAAAUUUCAAUCUACGUAACACAUUCAUACUACUUGUACUUCUUCAACAGUUUUCACAUUCAAAUCCAAACAUAACAUCAUUCCAUCCAAAUUCUACUUCUUUAUUUAUCACCUCUUGGCGGUGUGAAUUUGCUCGGGCCCCGUUGGUUCCCCGCUGGGCGCCAGUUCUCUAUGUUGUCGAGAGAGCACUUUCCCUAAACCGCCAUCUUUUUUCCGUGACCCUGAAGUCCUCUUUUGUGUUUUUUUUAAAGCCAUGAAGUACGAUGCUGCGAAGGAGGAGCAUGACCAGCUGGACUCCAAACAGAAUGAGCUGCAGCGCAUCGAGGAGGCCUUACAGAUGGCUGCACGCAGAGGUGAGACUGCAUGACCGCCGCUGACCUCUGACUUACCUUGAGGACUGACCUGGCUCGUGCUGCUGCCUGUUCUUUGUCUGUUUCUCCUCUGCUGGUUAAUCUGCUGACAUGAGGCUUUCUGUGGUGAUUUAACUUUCUUCACUCAAACUCAGAGAGAGAUGAUUUAUGUUACUGCAGAUAUGCAAAAUUAUCAGUUAGGACUUUUCAGGCAUGGACAAUGUUCCUGUACAUAACCUGAGUUUUUCACCUGGAAUAUUUUGAGUUAAAGCAAAUUUUCAGGGUAAUUCAGUGCAGGCGUGUAGGAGAUGCUUGUAGAUGUGACUGCUGUAGUGUCGAUUCCCUCCAGUGAGCCUACCUGUGAGGGUGUAAAGUCAGGUAAUUUUCCAUUUUAAAUUUCUGGAAAGAGUGAAAUAAUUGUGUGUCUUUACCUUAUUUUAGUGUUUUAGGGGUUUAAUUGAAUUUGUGCUGUAACUGGAGCCAGUGUUUUGCAUCUCAGAGUACUUUCUCAACAAUAUUUUUAUUAGUUUUAUACAGAUAUGAAAAAGAAAGACAUUACAAACACCCCCCUUUCCCUCAAAACCCCAUCUACUGCUGGAAGUUGGUAUUACUGUGCUUAAAUAACAAAUUCUGGAGCUAUAACAAAAAACAAAAAAAUAAAUAAGUAAAUAAGUAAGUGUUGGAAUUUGGGUUUUGUAGAUCUUGAAAUACAUAAGAAGUUGAGGAAUCAUCUCAGAGUACUUUCAGUGUUUGCAAACCAAUGCAGUAGAUGACUGUAUGUCUAUCAAACACAGGGCAGGUUUCAGAGCCAGGCCAUGAUGGCUUCCUCAUCCUGAAGACUGCUUACAUCUAAACUGACUCUUCAGUAUUUAACAGGAAGUGAUGAUUACAACAGCACUGACGAAGAUUAUUUCUCUUGUGAAAUACAUUUUUAAUAUUUGGAUAAGUUUUAUCUCAGUAGAAGAGAGCAGAAGUGAAGAGCAGCUUUACUUAUGAUGUACAGGAUGGAAUCAUCAGCAUAUGAACGAAUAUUUUAGUUCACAGAAACAAAAAGCCGAUAUUUAAAGUGUAAAAACAGCAGCUUUUAGCUCACAGAUGGAUGAAUGAGACACAAACUGAUGGAUGAAUGAUUGUAUUAACAUGAUUUCUGUGCUGUUCAUGCUGCGUUCGCUGUCAGCGUCUCAAAGUGGAGACCUGCUGUUCAGCCUGGAGAGUGUUGUUUACAAGGAGCCUCAGAACGGUAACUAAACACACCCAGCAUGAAUCGUUUAAACUCCGGAGACGAAUGUGUUUCUGCUUCACGCUAACCCUCUAUCCGUGUGCUUUCGGGCUUUUCUGUCUCUAACCGCUCUCUCUCUCUUCAAUGCUGCCAAAGUCCAAAAAGGAUUUAAAAAACAGAAAAAAACAAAAAAAGGCUUGAAGAAGCUGAGGCGGCAUGACAACAAAGCAGGUAAGGGUUUUGGAUUUCACUUUGUCUCACCUGCAGGAGCUCCGUCUUUUUACUGUUAAACACGUCCUGUGAGGUUUACUGAUCCCACAGAGAUGUUCUGAUUCUCACUGCUCAUCUUCAUGCUUGGGUUGAGGGGUUGUCAUUAGGGGUCAUGUGAUCGGUUAUAUAACUUAUCAGAUGAGCAUUAUGUCGGGAUGAGAGAACAAUCAUAGGAUGGUGUCUACACUUUUGAUCCGAGCGCAUGUAUCUCGUGUUUAUUUGAACUUGAGACGUUUCACACUCAUGAAGGAAUGAUUUCAACAGUUUUGAUGCUUCUAUAGAUCCUGACACAUCACAUGACAAACAUGACCUAGAUGUUCUUCCCCCUCAUACCCUCAGAGUCAGGUGUUAGUUAGCAUCUGAAUCAGUUUCAGGUUGAAAUCCUGCAGCUGAGAUCACACAGCAACAGGAACAUAAACGGCAAACAACCUUUUUUUUUUGCUUUGAUGCAUUUAAAAAGUCGUUUCUGCAUAUAAAAAAAGCAGAAGUAUUACCUUAAAGAAGGAAAAGCUAAAAUUAGUGCAUUAAAAAAUGAAUUAAAUGUAGAGAGAUGUUCCUGCUAAUUAUGGGAAAGAAUAAAGACCACAAAAAAAGAUUUAAAUUUUUUUAUUGAGGUUUUUUUCUUUCAUUAAAAUGUCAGAAUUCUGAUUUUAAUCUCAAACUUUCAAGUUUAAAGUCAAAUUUAGACUUUUUUUGCCUUGGACAUCUGAGAUAAAAGUCUAAUUUCUGACUGAAAUCACAGAUUUCUGAGUUUUAAGUCAGAAUUUAGAUUUUUUUUAUCAAAAAUCUAAAUUACAUCAUCAAAAAUGAAAUUUUAGGCUUUUGUUUCAGAAUUUUGACUUUUUAAAAAUAAAAUAAAUUUAAGAAUUGAUAUAAAGUCAGAAUUUAUAAUUCUUUCAUUACAGUUUCCUUAGUUUAAAAUUAGAAUUCUAAGUAGUUCAAUUUCUGUGAUCCAGAUCUAGAUUUUAACACCUAUUAGCAGCCGUUCCCCCCAAAAGUGUUAAACUGACGGCCGAUGGCUGAACAUCCUGAUCUGCGAUCUUUGGUGUGUCAUAGUUUUCUUCUUGUUACAGACAAACCUCAGGAGGAAAAGAAGGACUCCUUCUUUGAGAAACUGGCCGCUCAGGUGAUCAAAAACCUGCAGGUGAAGAUCAGCAGCAUCCAUCUGCGCUAUGAAGACAUUGUGAGUACUGGUUCAGGUCCAGGUUCUGGUUCAGGUUCCUGGGUUUGUUUGCAGCUCUGACAAACAGAUCCAUGACAUCUCUUCAGUAUCAGAUUGAUCAUACGUUAACCAUCUCUGUCAUGUGACUGUUUCAGCUGUCAGACCCAAAGCACCCUCUGUCUCUGGGAGUCACACUGUCUGAGCUCAGCCUGCAGGUAACACACACACACACACACACACACACACACACACACACACACACACACACACACACACACACACACACACAUGUUGGUGUUUCUGAUGGUUUCACCGUCCACUUCUGUCUUUUUCAGACCACAGAUGAAAACUGGAAGGCGUGUAUCCUGAACGAAGCUGCAAAGAUCAUCUAUAAGGUGAGAGAUGCUCAGCUUCUUCUCGACUUUCAGCACAUCUUUUCUUUUACUGUGGAGAAGCUCAAGUCCUAACGCUCUUGUUUAGAGUCUGAAAAAAGGGAAAAUUUCUGAGCGACCAAAGUUUUUUGAGAAGUUUGUACAAAGAGGAAAGUGUAUUUCAUGGUCUGAGUGUUUGUUCGCUUUAGCUCGGCCGUCUGGAGAGUCUUUGUGCCUACUGGAACGUCGACAGCCCCAUUUUCUACAAAGGAUCAUGGGAAGACAUCGUGGUAGGUUGAUGCUUUAUCUCUUUCAUGUUAUCGUCUAAAACCAGCUGAUAAACGAACCAAAAUAGGUCUAAAAGUGUUAUAUUCUGUUUCUGUAGGAUCAGCUGAAGUGUGGGAUCAGCAGUAAGGAUCAGGAGAUCCCAAAUUAUCACUACAGUAAGUUCAUGCUGUAAUUCACCGUAGUUCAGAGGAUCAGAUUGAGUUUUGUUUUUUUGUUUAAGCUAACAGCAUCAGAAGUUAGACAUGAGCAGAGAAAAGAGCAGAUUUUCAAAGUUUGGCCCUUCCAGGAGCCCGUACUGUCAGCCACAUCCAGAUAAAUGUGGAGUUAUCUUUCUAGAUUAAGAAUUAGUCAAGAAUGAAAUUGAUUAAUCUCAUAUAAACUGGGUGUUAAACCAACGUUAACUCCUCCUCCUCCUCCUCCUCUUCAUCGGUUUGUUUGCAGUCUUUAAGCCGAUCUUCGCCUCGGCUCGAAUGUGCAUCAAUCCAAAUGCUGAGCUGGAGCUGAAAACUCCAAAAGCCAACCUUCACAUGGAGGUUCAGAACAUCGCCAUAGAGAUGACCAAACCACAGGUAUGCACAGAAACUCUCUGAUCAGUGAGUCCGAGUCGACGGCUCUUCUCUGCUGCAGUUUUCUGUCAGUGUUGCUGAUGUGUCCUGGUCUUCUGCAGUACCUGUCCAUGGUGGAGGUCCUGGAGUCUGUAGACUGCAUGUUCAAGAACGCCCCCUACAGGAAGUUCAGACCUGAUGUUGCAGUCCACAACAAUGCCAGAACCUGGUCAGUUUAACUUAGAGGUUAAACUUUAGGGGCGUGUCCCUCGAGAUUUUAGUUCCUGAAGCUUUAAAGCUGACGGCAUCGGGUCAGAGGACAGUAAAAGAGUCUUAAGAUGUGUGAAUGAAAUUAAAAAAGGUUUGAAUGAUCAAAUAAAUCAUAAGUAAACAUCAGCAUUAAUCAAAACUCUAUUUGAAGAGAUUUCAGCUGCACCUGACAGGUAGAAACACAUUGGAGACCAGCAGCUUCUAAAGAGUGUCUUUUUUUAAAACUCUAUUUUUUCUUUUACUUUUUUACUUUUAGAGAUUAUCCUUUUAACUCUAUUUUUUUUUUCAUUUUUUAACUUUUAAAGAUUUUUUUUAAAACUAUUUUGUUUUAUUUUAAUUUUUAAUUUUUAAAUUGUGUAUUUUUUUAAACUUUGUUUUUUAAAUUUUUUUGAAUUUUUAAAGAGUGUCUUUUUUUAAUUAAUUUUGUUUUAUUUAAUUUUUCUUAUUUUUUUAACUUUAAAGCAUGUCUUUUUUUAAACUUUAUUUAUCUAUUUUUUUUUUUUUUUUUUUAACUUUAUCAAAGCGCUCAUGUUACAGUUUGAGUUCGGCACGUGACAGCGGUUCGAGUUAAAAUUUGAGCAUCAUUCAAAAACAGCACAAAAGUUCAAAAAGUUCAACACAAAAGUUAGGACAACCAAAGAGGAGGAUCUGAUCUGGUUUAGACCUGCAGGUCGUUGUUUCUAGUUGUGACGAUCACAUGACCCUCAGGUUUGAUUUCUGCGUGUCCUCCUCCAGGUGGAAGUACGCCUUUAACAGCAUCAUGGAGGUCCACAUCAAACGUGUGAGUCGCAUGUGGUCCUGGUCCAACAUCAGAGAGCACAGGAAGAACCUGAAGGACUACAAGACCGCCUACAAGAACAAGCUGCUGAGCCAGAACAAGCCGAACCCGGACGUGGAGCAACAAGUCCAGGUGGACUGUGAAUAUUAUUCAUAUUAGUCCUUUUUGAAGGACGUAUUUUCUUUAUGUUAAUAUUUGGAUGAUACUAGAGACUGACUCAGUCGAUCGUCUAGAUCGGAGGAUCAACAGAUUGUCCAAAUAUGAUCUGUAAACAUUGACUGAAAUGAAAAUAACGACAUUUGAGAUAUUUGGAAUAAAAACAGCCGACAUUUUUAAGAGGCUUGGAGGUGAUACAGAUUUCCUGAACUCAGAGUUCAGAUGGUUUUUGUUUGGAUAAACUCGCUGACUUGAGUCUGAUCUGUUUCUAUCAGGACCUGGAGAAAGUUCUGGAUGUCUUCAACAUCACUCUGGCCCGGCAGCAGGCCCAGAUGGAGGUAAAUCUGUCUGAUCGGUUGUUCUGAUGAGCAGCAGACCCGUGAUUUAAGAGAUGACUCUAACUGAACGUGGUUUCUGCUCCAGGUCAUCAGGUCUGGGCAGAAAGAGCUGGCAAAGAAGGCGGCGGGUCAGAAACAGGGAGGAGGAGGAGUGGGAGGUUUCUUCAGCGGCUGGUUCGGUCGGAAGGCGAAGAAGGAGGAGCAGGAGCCGGAGGAGAGCAAGGAGACGGAGAGUAUGUCAGAUUUACGUCACAUGAACCUCUUUGACUUAAUACAGCAGUAAAGCAAACAGUUUUUUCUGCCGUGCAAAACAAAAGCGUCCUCUGGGAACAUCCUGGUCCAUCAAACUGUGUCAAAUCUUAAAAAAUGGCGCUAAGGUUCAGGAGUCCCUGAACUGUGGACCAGCAGAAAUUCUAAAUCAGACAAGAACGGGACGAUAUUUCACGUUACAGGCUCAGAGUGUUUAUAAAAGAAGAAGUGAUGCAACAGAAAGGUAGAGAUGAACCUCUAACAGCUUUUUAAAAUGUUGUUCCUGAUUAUAUUUCAGCUUCUGGUUUGGACGAGAUCAUGACGACAGAGGAGAAGCAGAAGCUGUACACCGCCAUCGGCUACAGCGGCAGCUCUCACAACCUGGCUUUACCUAAACAGGUCAGCACACACUCCUCAUGUCACGUUCAAAGUCAUGUCUGUGUUUGUUUUUAGCCUUUUUUUCCAACAGUCUGAAUCUGAAGGAGAGUUUUGGAUUAAAUGGAUCUCAAACGGUCCUUUUUAACGCUAACACUGUCUGCGCUGAUGUUGACUCACUGAGCACGUGCAAGAAGGGUCACAUUAUCAUCAUGAGAAGUGCCAAAUGUUUUCUCGAGUUUUGAAGGGUUUUUUUAGCGGCUCUCUGUAAAUUACACAGCGGUAAUUUAUUAAGAGGUACCGUGAAACUGUGAAAAAGCAAAUAAACAUUACAAUCUUCAUAAAUCCAACAUUUAAAUUCAUUUAUUACAAAUACAAAGGUAGUGUUAUUGUAUUAAAAUAUUAUUAUAAUAUUUAAACAACAAUUAAACAAGAGUAAAACAUAAAUAUUUACAAUAACAAACAUUAUUUAUUGCUACACGUGUGCACUGAGCUCCUGCUUCAAAAGUUGCCAUCUCAUGUUUAUACACUUUCCAGGGGUGCGCCGCCAACCCAGGAACAUGAAUGUGAACCCAACAGAAAAGACAUUUAGAGGUUUUAUUUUUAAAAGAGCGGCUGCAGAUACUGAGCAGAAUAUCAGAGUAAAGAGUUCAGGAAGUUUGUCAGAGAAAUGCUGCAGAAAUAGAGAAAGAUUUGACCUCCACUGUCGCUUUGACAAACUCUCUGCGUUUAACUUUAAAUCAUCUGUAUGUGUGUUUUUCCAGUACGUGGCCGUGGUCGUAACCUUCCAGCUGUUCAGGACCUCAGUGACGGUGAGAGAGCUCCCCGACAUCCCAGAGAUCCUCAAAGUCCAGAUGCUGGACCUCAGCACCAAGAUAUCUCAGAGACCAGGAGCUCAGGCCUUCAGGUGAGACUCUCCUCAUCCGUCCUCAGACCGGGCUCAUCUUCCACCGGGACGGUUUUCAGCGUCUGCAUAAAUGAUUGACUCUGAGUCCAUCUCUUUGUCUCUGCAGGAUAGAGGCGGGGCUUCAGCACUGGUACGUUACAGGUCUACAGCAGCAGGGGGCGGUACCUUCUCUCAUCGCCUCAGUGGGGGACACGGCUUCCUCUCUGCUCAGCGUCGUGUUUGAGAUAAACCCCGAGGAGAGCACCGCCGACCAGCUGCUCAGAGUUCACUCUCAGCCCGUGGAGAUCGUCUACGACGCGGUAAAAACAUCUGAGAUAAAAGAAGUUUAAACUCAAGGAGAGCUCAUCUUCUUCUGUUGUUUUCUCAUGUCGUAUCCGCUCAUCUAAAACCCGCGUCCUGCUGUUUUUCCUCCAGCUGACCGUGAACAGUUUGGCCGAGUUCUUCAAAACGGGGAAAGGCGUCGAUCUGGAGGUCCUGACCUCGGCCACGCUCUCCAAACUGGAGGAGUUCAAAGAGAAAACUGCCACAGGUCAGAUCUGCUGUCUUUAACGGGUUUUUAAAGAGCGGACGGGUCUUCAGGACUCUGACAGAUUCUGGUCUCUGCAGGUUUGUCCCACAUCAUCGAGACGAGGAAGAUCCUGGAUCUGAGGAUCGACCUGAAGCCGUCUUACCUGCUGGUGCCGAGGUCUGGAUUUUACAGCAACACUUCAGACCUGAUCUUCGUGGACUUUGGUAGUUUUCAGGUCGGUUCUUGUCCGUAUUUGUGGUUUUGUGAUUAUAUUCCAGGAUGAUUUACAAACUUUGUGUUUCACUUUAUGUUGUGUGUUUGUGUGUGUUUGUGUGUGUUUGUGUGUGUUUGUGUGUGUUUGCAGUUGAACAGUGUCGAGCAGAGCAGUCGCAUCUCCUCUUCGUCCUCCUUCUCGUCUCUGGAGGAAAUCAUGGAUCGAGCCUACGAGAGGUACAACGUGGGGCUUCGGAGAGUCCAGGUGCUCUACUGCAAGUCAGGUACACAAUAAACACACAAACAAACACACAUGUAAGCAAACACACACACACAGCAGCCUUAAAGAGUUUUAAGUAAAUGUGUUUUUGUUGUGCUUUAAUAAAAGGGGAGGCGUGGAAGUCGGCGCGGCUGCAGGAUUCGUCGGUCCAACAUAUUCUCAAACCGAUGGAUUUUAACGUCCAGCUCGCCAAGUGUAUGGUGGACAAAGACGCCAGGAUGCCCAAGUACGUGUGAAGACACGUACCUGUACUUUGAGUACUACUGCAAACUUACUGUGAAUCAUUUCAUUAAAGUCACUGUAAGGAGUUUUUAACCUAAAACUGAAACUGAAGACCUUUAAAAGUAAAUAAGAUCACCAGGAACGAGGCUGAGGAUUUCUCUGUUGUGAUUUUUAACACCUGAAACUAGGGGCGGGCGAUAUUGAAAAAUUCAUAUCAUGUUUUUUUUUUUUUUUUUUUGCUAAAUCACGAUCAAAAAUGAAAAAUAGAAAUAAUAAAUAACAGAUCGUUGUUACUUUCUAAUCCUUCAUGAUCUAAAAUCGUCAGAUCGUACACCCCUGCCUGAAACCGUCAUUAGGGGGCGGGUGUCGGACCAGAUCAUUGGCAGCAAGCAGCCACUUAAGUAGACGAGAUUCUUCUGUGCGAUUAGAGAGAGAUAAGAGGCGUCUUUUUGUCAGCAGGGGGCGCCGAGUCAACACAGAUUAGAAAUUCCUUACUGCAGCUUUAAGUUUCUUGAAAUGUCGUGUAAAACUUAUUAAAAUAUGACAAUAAGACCUGAACUAACUCUCAUCUUUGGACCUGUCAUGUCAGUGAAACUUCAGUGAAGUGUGAUGAGAAAUUUUGAGCAGAAAUAAAACAACUUUAUCAGGACAAAUUAGAGUUUUUUACUGUUUUUGUUUAACAAAAUUGUCCCCAGCUGAUAGUCGUGUCCUGUCUUCCUCCCCAGGUUGAAGGUUUCUGGAGAACUUCCUCUGCUGCAUGUGAAGAUCUCAGACCAGAAGAUCCACAACAUCCUGGAGCUGGUCGAUAGUAUCCCGCUACCCACCAAGGGCUCCACCCCCUCCACCCCCACAGAGAAGGUAGACUUGGUACAGUCCAGUGUUACUGUAGCCACGCCCAUUUAAGAAGAGACUGAAAAUGAAAUUUAAGAGAGGGAUGGAGAAGAAAUUAAAAAAUUUAGAGACCAACUCAGGAUUUUAGAGGCUUAUAAAGGAAUUCUGGUUUUAUAUUUUAGGAUUUAUAUAAAAUGAUUUAGGAGUUAAGAGACCAAUUUAAGAGUUUAGAGAGUUAUUCAGAUUUUUAGGAAUAAAAAUAAUCGUUUUUUUUCUCCCUUUGAGUUUGAAAAAGAGAAUAAUUGAGGAGUUUGAAAGGUUUGUGAAGAGUUUAGGAGAAAAUAAAGGAGAAAAUCGAGGUAGUUUUUGGGACAUCUGAAGAGUCCAGGUUAGGGAAAUCAGCAGCUCUGGAUUGACGUUACCAUAUUUGGGCAUGUUUCCUGCUGCAGGUGCUGCCAUUGGCUGAGGCAAGACCACUCCCACUCAGCCUUCACCCCUCCCUUCUUGAUGCCAUGGAGACAGGUCGGUGCCGCUCAGAUUAAACUCUUAUUUAGUCUUGGUCAUUUGCAUUUCUCUGACUGAGUUUUACAUUUAUUACAUUUUUUAAUUUCUGCUGAAAGUUUUUUUGUUGUUUUUGUUGGGAUGUUGUAAUCGUCGUUUGUGUCGUUUGUUUCAGAUUCCGAUGAAGACGCCAGCGAGAAGUCGACAGACGACGAUCAGCAGCGUCUGGCUCUGGAGGAGCUCACAGACCUUCAGUUCAAGUUUGAAGUCAAAGAGGUUCGUCCGUUUCUGUCUCAGCCGAGGUUGUCAUGUGAUCAACAGAGGGGCGGAGCCUACCUCAAUCUCAUUUGUGGUGUAUUCAGGUGUUGUUGGAGCUGACCCGGCAGGUGGACCAGGAGAAGACGGUCCUCUCCUUCAGCGUCUGUCAGCUUGGAGCCGAGGGGAAGAAACGGACCUUUGACAUGAGCGUGACCUCGUACCUGCGCAGGAUCACACUCGACUACUGCGACGUACCAGGUAACAUCUUGAUGGCCCCUGAUUGGCUCAAAGAAACCAGUUUAAAAACAGGUCGGCCAAUGAAAACGGGUCUGAACCCGGUCUUGUUCAGGUGUAGUUCUUAUUGAAACCUGUUGGUCUUUCAGACGGCAGAAACCGUCCUCUCCACCUGAUCAGCUCAGCAGAGCAGCAGGGCUCCGACCUGCUGAAGGUGGAGUUCAUCAAGGUGAGCACCAACUCAUGAGCUUCUGUCGUGAACGUCAGUCCAGAUGAAGGUGAAGUUGGUGUGAGAUAAAGAAGGUGUGGUUUUUGUGUUUGUCUCCCUGCAGGCGGAGCAGAGCGGUCCCAGCUUCCAGACGAUGUUCAACAACACGGAGCAAACUCUGAAGGUGGGAAAAGAGGAAGAAACAGAAGUGACUCUGUUUCUGUGUCUGACUCUUUGAUAUCGUGUAAAAUCCAGAUUUGAGGAACGCACAUCAGAGCAGAAAUCAGAACCUGUCGCUGAGUCGACUGUCAGGUGUCUCACGGGUGUUUACCUGUCGGUGUUUCAGGUGGAGUUCUCCUCCCUGCACUUCCUCCUCCACACUAAAGCUCUGCUGUCCACCAUCAACUACCUGAACACCGCCCUGCCAAAGAAAACCAGCGCCAGCCGAGACCAGGAGGCGAAAAAACAGGUGGAGAAGAGCGAGCAGGGUCGGACAGGUGAGAUACGAUCGGUGAUACGUGUGCAGAGGUGAGCCAUCAGAUUUAUCAGCAUCUAACAAGAGGAGGCCUCCUGUGUGUGUCUGCAGUGUCUAAAGCAGCCAAAGACAGCGGCGUGAUCAGUUUCAAGCUGUCCGCCGUGUUGGGUUGUUUCCGGGUGGAGGUCUGUGAUGACCGCUGCAGCAUCGCCGACAUCAGAGUCCAAGGUUAGACGUUGUUUUUUCUCUGCUGUUGGCGUUCAGUGAAUAUUCAGGGUUUAUAGAAAUAAAAGACACCUCACUGUCGCCGCCCUGCAGGAAUCGACGCGUCAGUGUUGGUGCAGUCGAAAGAGACGGAGGUGUUCGCUCGACUGAGAGACAUCGUGGUCACAGACGUUAACCCCAACACCAUCCACAGGAAGGUCAGGAACAGAAAACCGUCAUCUUUAUCUCUUCACUUUAUCCGUGUCCAUGUUGACGCUUUCUCUCUCCCUCCCCCUGCAGGCCGUGUCCAUCGUGGGUGAGGAGGUCUUCAGCUUCAAACUGUCCCUGUACACGGGUGCGACGGAGGGGGAGGGGUACAGCGACAUGUCCAAGGUCGACGGGAAGGUCACGAUGCGUCUGGGCUGCAUCCAGAUCGUCUACCUGCACAAGUUCCUCAUGUCGCUGCUGGUCAGAUAUUUGAGAUACAAACACACAAUGAUACCUGCAAACAUGGAGUCACAAAAAACUCACAAUAUCUCACUUUUAACACUUUUGUGUCUAAGUUUGUGUGUCUUCAGUGUUCAGUGUCUCAUGAUUAUGAAACAAAAACAGAAAUAUCAAAAAAUAACCUUGAACAGGUGUUUAGAUUGAAGCUUGAUGACUGUGUCAGGAACGGGAUCCUGCGAAUGUCACUGACCCAGAUGUAGCUGCUGCCAACAAAGAUUGAACCAACUCAUGAUACAGAAAAGAAGAUUAAAGCAAAGAAAGGCCUGAAAAGUCUGACUUUGAUACGCCUGGACUUUCUUAGACUGGGCUGAGGUGACACACCUGCUGCUUUCAGAGCAAACUGUCAAUCAAAGAUGAGGCCGUCCUUCCUGACAAGACUCUUCAGAAAAAUGUGAAAAAGGCCGAAGUUCUUGUCGUCUUUAAUCGAACAUAGUGCCUGUCUGUUACUCUAAACAUGUCACGUAUCGAUUACCCUCUGCUGCAGACAUUUGUGUCUUGUGUUGGUGAAGUUGUUGGAAACCAGAAUCUGCUGGUGGAGAUAUAAAAACGCCUCUAAUUCAACCAAAACACACAUUUAAUUUAUAGACAAGAAGUCAAAGACACUUAGAGUUAUAGUGAGUCUGGUGAUUAUUGUUUCGGUGUAGUUUCUUCUACCCACUCUUCUUCUACUCCUCUGACUCGGUACAUAAGACACCACAGACACCACAGGAGCCUCAUUUAGCAGUAAAGCUCUACAUCAUAAAGUACCGACAGUGUGAGAGGUGUCAACAGAUGUGUGUUGUGUCUCCUGUGGCAUGUGUUUCUCUACAGCUGUGUGUCUCUCAUGUUUCUGCUCUGUUUGAUGUGUUCUGUUCUUCCAGGCUUCUUUUAGCUUUCAGUAUUCGUCUGCUGAUGAGGUACAGCUCCCAGCAUGCACCUCUGAACUGCAUCUAACCUGCUGCUUUAGCUCCACUCAGGACUCCACAGCACUUUCAGUCCACCUUAAACAUCAUCUGGUUGAAGAGCGAUAGAUAGGCCGCGGCCGUGUGUUCGGACUGAGCUGAAUAUGCCGAUGAAGUUUGCAUCCAGUUUGACUCGAGGAGAGAAGUGCACUUCGAUUUUACAACCCGGGGUCAGAACGAGUUAGGACUCUGUGAGCGAUGUUGAUGGAAACAGAAUUUGAUGGUCCUCAAAUUAUUUACUCAGGAAUUAUGACGACAAAAACAACAUUUAAAAACUGAAACUGCAACAGGUUUCAAAAAGGUUGGGAUGGUACAGAGGCGUAUUGCAUUCAUCCAAAAAAAAAAAACUCUGUUUUUCAGAGUUUUUUCUGUUCUGUUCUUUUGACCAUUUUUUUUUUCUUUUCUGUUUUUUGGAAUUUUUUUCCCUCUGUUUUUCAGACUAAUUUUUCUAUUUUUCAGGCUUUUUUUGCUUUGGGUUGUAGACUAUUUUUUUGUUUCGUUUUUAGACUAUUUUUUGUUUUGUUUUUUAGACUAGUUUUUCUUUUGUUUUUUCAGAAUAUUUUUUGUUUUGAUUUUUGAACUAUUGAUUUGUGACUAUUUUUUGUUUUGUUUUUCAGACUUUUUUUGUUUUGUUUUUUUAGACUUUUUUUUUUUCAGACUAAUUGUUUUUACCUCUUCUCUUGGAUCAUUUUAAUUUAGAAUCAGAUGCUUUCACCCCCUCAACUGGAUUUAUUAGAAGCAAACUUGGUCCUUUUUGUUUAGUUUAAUCAAGUUUUAUUUUCUUUUGGGUUUGAGACUCAGGAAGAUCCUUCGUUCUUUAAGUAAGAUAGGUGGAAUCCUCCCAAGUUUGUCUACUUUGCGCAGGCAACGAAAGACAAAAAAAUUCUCAAAAAAACAGUUUCCCUUUUUCUUUCUUUUUUUGUAAGUGAAUGCAAUACGCUUCUGUAGGACAGAGAAAAAAAACAUACUAAAAAAACAGAUGAAGGAGCAUCUCUGAAAUAAUGAACUUCUAACAGGUUAGUUAGAGAGGCUGAGUCUGUCAGAAGGAAAGACACAAGAGGUUCACCGCUCUGUGAGAAACUGCUUAUAUCUGCUGAUAUUGAAAGGGAUAUUAGGGACCAAAACCAAGACUGGUCCUGAUCUUCAGGGCAUCAGGGUUAGGGUUAGGACUGAGGAGACCCUGAACUGUUGAACAUCUGAAAUCCUGCAGUAUAUUUUUCAUAAACAGUGAAAUGUUUCAGUUUAAUUAUUUGAUUUGUCGUUAAAUGUCGACUUUAAAUCAGAUUCUGUUUCUCUGAGCGUUUCACGCAGCGUCCUGACUUUGAGGAUCUCAGGGUUGUAUUAUCAGUCGGAGGAGAAACAAUAGGAACUCAUGUUUUUUCAUGCACAGCGUACGACAGUGAACCUCCAUCAGUGCUAUGCAAUUCACUCAGCUGCCAUCACUGACCCCUCCUCACUGCCCGGCCCCCCGUUUGUCACAUGACCUCUGCCUGUGGGACCUCACCUCACCUCCCUUUUUUAAUGGUUUCUAAUUUUAGUGGUUGUUUCGAAAACCUUCAUGAACGUUUAACGGCUACACUUCCUUAUAUUAACUGACAAACUGAGAGUGUUUUGGUUUAAAAUGAAGUAAAAAGUUUAUUUUUCAGACCUUUUUUAAAGUCCGGGUCAUCAGAUCAAGUUCUGGUCUGAGAGGUCGGAUCGUUCAUUUAAAGGUUUUCCAAACAGAAAUGAUUGAACGCCUCACUAUGGCUUCCUUUGACUCGGCUCCUUCCUCCUGUGUCUCUCCUCCUCAUCCUCCUCUCCUCACUCCUGUUUUUUUGUUUCUUCUGCAGAUGUUCAUCGAUAACUUCCAAACGGCUAAAGAAGCUCUGAGCGCUGCGACCGCUCAGGCGGCCGAGAAGGCGGCGUCCAGCGUCCGUGGCUUCGCUCAGAAGAGUUUCCGUCUGUCCAUGGACAUCAAGCUGAAGGCUCCGCUCAUCAUCGUCCCCCAGUCCUCCACCUCCCAGAAUGCAGUGGUGGUGGAUCUGGGUCUGAUCACGGUGGCGAACAGUUUCUCCCUCCUGCCGGCUGAUGGGUUUCCUCUCCCUGCGGUGGUGGAGAAGAUGGACGUCAAACUGACGCAGCUGAAGCUCUCCAGGUAGGAAACAUCGGAGGUCCUCGGAGUCAGAAACCGUCAUCAGAAUCAGAAGUCCGAUAUCCUGUCUACCUCAUGUGUUUCAGAACCACGCUGAAACAAGGACCCUCUCAGAGGGACAUCGAGAUCCUUAAGCCAAUCAACUUAGAGCUUCUCAUCACCAGGAACUUGGCUGCUUCCUGGUUCACCAAGAUCCCUGGAGUCCAGGUCCGGGGAGUCAUCCACUCCCUCAAUGUAAGCUGCGUCUGUUUGCUGUCCUUCAGAUCCAGAUUAAGAUGUUUGUCGAGACCUGAAAGUGUUUCUGUCACGGUUAGAUGAGUCUGGGCGAGGAGGACCUCGGAGUGCUGAUGAAGAUCCUGGUGGAGAACAUCGGGGACGGCGAUAAGGAGCACAGCACGGACGUUAAGAAGAAGGUGGCUCAAGGUAAGGGUGAAGAAGAGAGGGAGGAUUAGAGAUGCUGAAAACAGAUCCAUGUGGUUUUCAACGACCCGGUUCCCUCCACAGAGAAGGCGGAGCAGCAGGUCGAGGUCCUGCCUUCAGACUCAGGAUCAAACGGGGUUCUGGUCGCCACCAACGGAGAUCUGACGGAAAACACCAUCAACGUCCUCCUCAACUUUGAAAUCAAAGAGGUACAAAUCCAAAACUCAGCAAGGAGUCUGGCAGGGAUGGGAAUUGAUAAGAUUUUAUCGAUAUCGAUGUCGUUAUCGAUUCUGCUUAUCGAUUAAAUUCUUUAACGAUUCCCUCAUCAAUGCCUUUCUUUGAUUAGAUUAUAGAUUUCAUCAUGAACUCAAAAUUUUAUCGAGUCUCUGAUGACAGAAAAAGACGUCUGCCACCUUCAGUGAGAAUCUAAAAAUAAUCAAACAAAAACGUUAUUUUUACAGCGUUUCUGACGUGACGCUUAGCAGCAGCUGAUGACCGGCGGAGAACAUCGAAUACAUGUGACUCCUUAUAUCUGCUGCCGUGCCCCGUUGACAAAUGUUGUUGCUGGUGUUUCCACUUUUGCGUGUUAUCGCUGCUCGACAAACUUUAAUAAUAAUAAUAAUAAUAAUACAUUUUAUUUGAAGCGCCUUUCACGUCACUCAAGGACACUUUACAGAACAUAUAAAAACAAUAAUAAAACACUAUUAACAAUUAAAAUCAUUAAUCAUCAAACAGUUAAAAUCAACAAAGCAAAAUUAAACAUGAACAACAGCAAAGGAAUAAAUAAAGAAAUUAAUAAUACCAAUUGAAAUUUAAUUAAAAAAAGGUGGAGAGAGGAAGAGGACCGGAGGUGGCAUGCUGGAGUGGCGAUGUGGAGGAGGUCAGAUAGGUAAGGAGGGGCGAGGUUGUGGAUGGCUUUGAAGGUAUACAGGAGGAUUUUGAACUAGAUUCAUAGAGGAACCGGGAGCCAGUGAAGCUGCUGAAGGAUGGGGGUGAUGUGGUACACUCUUGUUGUCUCCUUUAGUAAAAUUAAACCACGCUUUAGUUCAUUUCUGCCGACUUUUCGUACCGUCUGUCGUGUUUUUUUCUCUGUCUCUGUUCUCGUUCACGUAGACUGGCACUCGCAAGACCGUUUUCAAGGCACCCGGAAGAAAGGAAUCGUUAAGGGAAUCUUUAAGAUAAAAUGUAAAUGAUGUCGAUGGAUUGAACUAUUUGGAACCAGUUCUCAACAAGAACCGGUUCUCGAUUCCCAUCCCUAGAGUCUGGACCAGGUUUCAGAGGAUUUGAGGUCCCAUAGAACCAGGUCCUGCAGAUAUCCAAUCACCUUCUCUGUUUUUUGUUCCCUCCUGUAAGGUGCUGCUGACCCUGAAGAAACCCCUGGAGCAGAAAGAGUCUCCUUUCCUGAUCUUCCACUUGGCUCAUCUGGGCAUCGACACCAAAGUGCGAAAGUACGACAUGUGCGCCUCGACGUACAUCAAAAAGAUCACGCUACAGUGUCAGGAGUUCAAAGGUCAGAGCCUCUCAUGGGUCAGCUGAAGCAGAUCUUUAAGUCUUUUAGGGGACAGAGACUGAUGAUGGAGACUUUUGUGUCCCUGUCGUUUCAGACUGGAACGGGGAGCCGCUCUGUCUCAUCAGCUCGUCUGUGGAAACCGGAGCAGAGCUGCUCAAAGUCCAGUACUUCAAGGUGAGGACUUCAUAAGAUCUGUCACAGCAGGAGAUCAUGUGUUUGAUGGACCUGAACAUCUUCUGAGUGUGAGUGUGUUUCUUUAAGGCGGACCGCUCAGGACCAAACUUCUCGACCACCUACAAGAACACAGAGAAGAUGAUCAACGUGAGUCCACCCGCUCUUCAUAUCUGUGUGAUGAGGGGGGUCUGGAGGCUGUUUCUGGUUCUUUUGAGGUCACAGAACAGCUGUGGGAUUAGGAGUUGGCAAAGUCAGGGUCCUGGAAAACCUGGACAACAGCUAACCAGUUUUCCUGGAAAACUCCUGGAAAAUGGGAGAAAAAGUAAAAUGUCCCGCAAGAUUAUUUUUAGGGGACUUGAAUACCGCCCAAUCAUGCAGAGAGUUUGGGGGUCUGCUCCUCAAAACUUCUCUUGCAGGCCGAGAACUCAAUUACCGUAAUAUAGCUAGUAGAAGUGCAAACUCCUGAUAGUGAAAACAAACGGAACAAAAAGAGCGACACAGCUGCACAGAAACUGCACGUUGUAGACCUCUCUGAUCAAAAUAGACAUCGCCACGCAAGAAGACCGUUUGAACAUUUUGCGUCUUUUAUAGCGGUGCGAAUUUUCCAGAGUUUACGGUAAUGUUAUUGAUGACAUUUUAGCGUGCACUUAUCGCUGUUGUCUGUCUUCCUUGCCAACUGAGCUGCAGUCUUACUUCCAAACCGUUAACCGCUAUGAGCCCCGCAAAAGUUAGAGUGAAAUACAACUAUUUCGUAUCUUAGAUAAACGCCAACUGACAGCAGUGUUUAUAAACUUGUCAAAGAUAAAACAUGAAAAUGCGUUUUUAUGCACAAUGAAUAAAUAAAUAAAAAAUAAAAACCCUUCAUUAUAGAGCGACGCUUCACUUCCAUACUGAACCGAUAGAAGUGAAGUUUCUCCAUCAUCAUUUGCAGAAAACGAUCGAGUUUCCUCCUGAAACAUAUUUAAAGUAACUCUAAAAUUACAGACGUAUGAAUCUAUAUUUUUUCAUCACUUAUCUUCUCUCUCUCUCUUUUUCUCUCCCUUUCUCUCCAGGUGACCUUCACCUCCCUCGACCUCAUGCUUCACACCGAGGCUCUGCUGUCGACCAUGAACUUCCUGUCCGCUGUGCUGUCGUCUGUCAGCGUUUCCUCUCCAGAGAAAGAGAUCAAAUCGAAGACGGAAGACAAGACGGUGUCGGCCAAGUCCGGUCAGUACAACAAACAAUCACACCUAAUAACCCGAUAGUAACCCGAGUGACAAAUAAAGUGCUGUAGGUCUAAAAACAUGUCGUUGUUUUUUCCUGUUAGCCGCCCCGGUGUCGCCUGCAGACAGCGAGGUCAUCGACCUGAAGGCGAUGAUAAAUCUGGGCGCCUUCAACGUCCUGGUGUGCGACCAGAGCUGCAGCAUGGCGGACAUCAAGAUUCAAGGUUCUGGAAUCGCUCUUCUGGUUUCUUUUUUGCUGUUUUCCUCUCAGCAAAAACUCUGAAGUAUCUGAUGGUUUCUUUCAGGAAUAAACGGCUCUCUGUUGAUGCAAGGAUCACAAACUCACAUCUCAGCCAGUCUGAGGGACUUCCUGGUCCUGAACAUCGAUCCGAACAGCAUCCAUGACAAGGUGAGCUGAGUGUGGCUGAAAACAGCGCAGCUCUGUAGUAGAAGUGUCCUGCUGAUGAACUCUGACCUCUCCGUCCUUCAGGCCAUCUCCAUCGUGGGCGAUGAGGUGUUCAGCUUCACCAUGAGUCUGACUCCUAAAGCCACAGAAGGUGAAGGUUACGCCGACACCUCCAAAACCGACGGCCGCCUGAAGCUGAAUGUGGGCUGCAUCCAGGUGGUGUACCUGCACAAGUUCAUCAUGUCUCUGCUGGUGAGUUUCAAACACCUCCGUCAGACUUUUGUGUGGAAAUGUUCACGUCGAUAUAAAUGUUCAUUUUCUUUCCAUUCAGAACUUCAGCAACAACUUCCAGACGGCGAAAAAAGCCGUGAGCGCCGCGACGGCUCAGGCCGCAGAGAAAGCGGCGUCCAGCGUUCGAGACUUCGCCCAGAAGACUUUCCGUCUGUCCAUGGACAUCAAGCUGAAGGCUCCGCUCAUCGUCAUCCCCCAGUCCUCCACCUCCCAGAAUGCACUAGUGAUGGACUUGGGUCUGAUCACGGUGGCGAACAGUUUCUCUCUGCAGCACGUCAAAGGAUGUCCACUACCGGCUGUGAUUGACAACAUGGAGGUCCAGCUGACUCACCUGAAACUCUCCAGGUCAGAUUCUAAGAUCUGCACAGAUUAUAAUCCUGAAGGUUCUGGUCCAAACCGUUAACUCUGUCCACAUGAACAUAUCUGUCUGUCAGGACCUGCAUGGACCCGGCUUCAGGUCGACCCAGCAUCGAGCUGCUGGAACCCGUGAACCUUCACCUCAACAUCAAGAGGAACCUGGCAGCUUCCUGGUACAAGAAAAUGGUUGCCGUGGAAAUCGUUGGAGAUCUGAAGCCCAUGAAGGUAGGAAGAGGAGGAGAUGGAGGAAGGCGGAGUAUUCCGGUCCCUUCAAUAUAUUUAUAAUACACUAAUUAAAAUAAACUUUCCUCCCACCACUACAGGCGUCACCUUUUUACCGUCUGAAGUUCUGUUAAGUUUCUUCUCAAUCUUUAAAAAUCUGCAGAGAAACAUUUUCCUUUGACAGCCUGUCAGCUCAGAUCCCGCUGCGCUGCUCUGCAGGGGCGUGUCCAGACUCUGGGGUGGCUCUGACAGAGGUUGGGGUGGCUGGAUUAUUCAUACUUAACCAUUCUGUCUUCACUUUCUACUUCCAUCACAACUGUCAUUAAAGAGUCUUAAAUCCGUUCAUUCAUUAAAUUUUCAAAAAUAAAACACAAAAUGAAAAAAGGAGAAAAUGAAUUGUUUUCUAAUAUUCGUCUCUAAAUAGAAAAUGAAAAAAUAGAUAACAGCUCAUUUUCCGAUUUCUGUUUUCUUCAGCUCAAUAAAAAUGAGAUAAAUGGAUGACGACAGUUUGAUCUGAUUCAAACUUUUUUGUCUGUAGUAAGUUUUGCGACCUUGAAGUGAACCUUACUCAGACGUCAAGAAAACAAGAAACCGGCUUUAUCGUUACGGCUGGACUCAAGAAUUAUUCAGAGCUUAUACGCCCCUAGCUGUGUGUCUGUUCCGUGUCCUUUUCUCCUCAGGUUGUUUCGGGCACAGAACCUUCUUACGGACACGUCAGAACACCUCGGCGCUCCUGCCUCCUGCAGCGCGGUGGAAAUCUCUGCAUGAGUUUUUCCAUCCUGAAUAAAGUGCCAUAUGAGCUCUGAAUAAUUCUCAAGUCCAACUAUGACGCCAAAGCCCGUUUCUUAAUCAUUUCCAGGUCAUGAAACUUUCUACAGACGAAAAACUCUAAAUCAGAUCAAAUUGUUUUUAUCCAUUCAUCCCAUUUUCAUUUGAGCUGAAGAAAACGGAAUUUGGAAAAUGAGCCGUUCUCCAUUAAUUCAUUUUCGUUUUUAAGAGGAACAUUUAGAAAAUUAUUCGUUUUCUCGUUUUUUCAUCUUUGGUUUUAUUUUGAAAAUCAAAUGAACGGAUGAUACGCAGAUUGUUUUACAGUCAUUAUAAUCCUAAAUAUAAUUUUAGAAUAACAAUCUAUCAUAGGUAAAUGUGCGUUAACGAUAUGACAGGAUGUGGUCGUCAUGUGACAGUCUGACCUCCGGCUCUGUAACCGACUCUGUCUAACUCCUCUGUUCUCGUUUUUGCAACCAGCCAGCUUUUCCGCCUCCAAAGGUACUUUUGCGUCCUGUAGUGCUGAUGUGCAGAACCACUAGAAUCCUCUGUGUAGAGAAAACUCAGAUCUGUGACUCGACAGGCUAGAGUCCCCGUAGAGGUCAAAACCAGGACCAGAAAGUCUCCAUCAUGGAGUCUCAGCAGCUGUGUGUGAUCAGGGUUUGGUUUCUGCUCCGUCUGAAGGUGGCGCUGAGUCAGGACGACCUGAAGGUGCUGCUGAAGAUCCUGAAGGAAAAUCUGGGAGAGGCGAGCAGUCUGGAGCCCGCUGCCCCCAAACAGGAGACCGGUCUGCAGGUCCGAGCGGCAGGAGCCCCCCCCACAGGUCUGGUUCUGGUUUGGUUUCCUGAUCCAGGUUUUCUCUCGGUUCCUGUUAAAGUGUUUUUGAUGAGCUGGUUUCUGUUUCCUGAGUUCAGAAGAUGUCGAGAAGAAGACUGUGAGCGGUGACGAAGAGGAGGAGGAGGAGGAGCCGAUGGAGACCAUGAAGUUCAACUUCAGCAUCGAGUCUCUUGGUUUGGUUCUGUACGGCAACGACCCCACGCAGGUGAGAAGAACCGAGACCGGUCCCUCAUGGUCCAGGAGAGUCAGGUCUGUGGAGGCCUGAAUCCUGGAUCAGAGACGGUCAAUAAUCAGCUGAUCCAAAAUCAAACGGUCCAGAAUCAGUCCGGUUCUGCUGGAUUGGGUCGAUGAUUGUCUGUCAUUGUGAUUCUCGGUCCUGCAGCCCUCCGACCUCCGACACCAAGAGGACCUGAGGCUGGGUGAGUUCGCUCUGCACCUGCUGAAGACCUCAGGGAAGAUCCUGAACAAUGGCAGCAUGGAGGUGGGCCUGGUCCUCACUGACUGCACUCUGGACGACCUGAGGACCGGCAUGGAGAGGGUGACCUCACGGUAGGACUUUGACAUGAUUAGGGACUCCACGACUCGUCCAGAAAGUCUUAAACACCCAAAAAAUGUGGACUUGAUUAUCAUGAAAAGUUCGUUUUUGCAGCAGAAGUUCCUUCUCAUCUUCAUCCUCCCCUCUUUGUUUUAUUCCUGCGUCAUUCUCACCCGCCGUUUCUCCGUCUCUGUCUUCUGCGGCGGCUGCAGGAUGCUCGGGCGUAAAGCCGAGCAGAGCUCAGAGGUGAUGAUCGAUGUGACGUACCGACAGAGUCCAGCGGAAAAGGAGGUGGUGGCCAUCCUGCAGAAACUCUACCUCUGUGCCAGCAUAGAGUUUCUGAUGGCGGUCGCAGAUUUCUUCCUGAAGGCUCUGCCGCAGAGUCCGGCCACGAGUGCUGCGUCUGCACAGAGCGACAGGCUGCCGCUGAAACAGACGACCGAGCCGCGAGUGGAGUCAAAGACCGGUGAGACCAGGAGACGCUUAAAUGUUAUUAAUCCUUCAACACAAACUUCAUAAAAUCACCACAAAACCAUCAUCUUCUCCCCGCAGCCUCGGCCAUGAAGUCUCGUUUCCGGGCGGUGGUGGUUGACCCGGAGGUGGUGUUCGUGGCCAGCCUGAUGAAGGCCGACGCCCCCGCCCUCGUGGCCUCUUUUCAGUGUGACUUCACGAUGCAGAGCGAGGCGGACGGGACCCAGAACAUGAGGGCCAACCUGGGGAAGCUGAAAGUCCUGGCCUGUCCCUUCAUACGUGACGAGGGGGACAGCGGCGUCACCACAGUAAGAUGAUAGACAGGGUGGAGUUACGCUGGUCCAGAUGACCCUGGAGGUCUUUGCUGCUGCUCUGCCUGCCUUUAGUUUUAAAACAGGGAAGCAUGAGGAACAGAGCCAGACCGCCAAGUACAGCCUAAGUGGUCUAGACCGAUCUGGACUGAGAAUCUUGUUUUUAUGGAUCCGUAGUGAUCAUUUUAAAUCAGGUGAUUUUGGUCUGAUAUCAAACACAGUCAUUAAAGCUCCUGUAAGGAACUUUCCGUUCAUGUCCGUUUUGUCGCCCCCUGUUGUUUUUCUUGUCCUCUACAUGCUGAAGAAGUAUUUUUGAUGAAAACAUCUCACCCUGCUGACUUUUAUUGUCAAUAUUUCAUGUUUAAUACUGACCCCUCCCCCCUCGGCUCAGUUACAGAAACUGUUGAUCCUCUCCUGAUUUACAGAAAUGUCCAAAAAACUCUUCAGAGGAGCUUUAACAUCGAUGAAAACAGAGCGAAAUGAUUCUUUAUGUAAACUUGAAGGUUGCGCUGCACGAUUAAUCGAUUUUAAAUCCUAAUCGGAUUAUUUGAUUUUCCACAAAAUCGUGCAGCCCUACCUGGAGGGAAACAUGAUCCUCUCUGACUCAUCAGUCCUCUCCAUCCAACAGGUUUUGAGGCCCUGCUCUGUUGCCUUGGAAACCAAAACACAACAGAACCAACCGCUGAGCGGCUCUGUGGUGGUGGAGGAGGUCAUCGUCAAGGUGCGGCUCUGAGUGACAGGAGGAGUGAAUGUAUUAAUAAUCAAAUCUAUGAAUCAAUAACUUGUUUUAUUAUUUUAACCUUUCAUAGAUUUUGUCCUUUUGUUUUCACUCUGCUGUUUGAAAAUUAAUCAGAUGAGUUCAGACUGUUUCUCGCUCUUCAGAUGUUAAUAUUCAGGUUCUGAAGCGACUCUGAGUGAAACCUUCGUCUGUCCCUCUGCAGAUCUCUCCCUUCAUCCUGAACACAGUCAUGACCAUAACGGCCGCCAUGACAGCCAAGAAGAAAGACGAGCAGAGCACAGAAGCCAAAGUCGACACCUCCAGUCUGUGGUCCGUCAUGAACAUCUACGGAUGUAACUACUGGUUCCUGGGAGUGGACCAGGCCAUGGAGGUCACCGAGAGCUUCUCAGAGCCCGACAAGUGCCAAGAGGGCGAGAGCUUCGCUGCAGAGAUCAAAGUCCGUAACUCCAGAUCUGACUCUGCAUCUUUUCCACACUAGGGGGCGCUGCUAUCAUCUUGUUGAUGUGUUGUUUUUGCCUCACAGGUGGUCCAGGUGACUCUAGAGUCCGGUUUAGGUCAUCGGACCGUCCCUCUGCUGCUGGCCGAGUCCUCCUUCAGCGGAUCAGCCAAGAACUGGUCGUCUCUGCUGCAGCUGAGAGCGGACAUGACGCUGGAGGUGAGAGCUGAUGACCUUCACUUCUGUCAUUUAUAUUUUAUGUUUAAUUUAUCCUUCGUUCAUGGAAACAGCUUAGAUCUGAACAUGGCGUCUGACGUGUUUUGUUUAGGUGAACUACUUCAAUGAGACCCACGCAGUCUGGGAGCCUCUGAUCGAACGGGUGGACAGCGGCAGGAGGAGGUGGAACCUGGAGGUGGAGGUAAUCUGCGAACAGUCACUGAAACCUCUGAUUGGACAAAUGUUUGUGGUUGAAGAAGAUCCUCUGAUUUUCUUGUACACUAGAUCACAUCUUGAGGUCUCACACAAACCCGUCCAAAGGGUCUGUCAGUCUGGAUAAUUUCAAGCCGGGGUCAAAUACACUCGACCAAUCACAGUCCUUUACUUAGAGAUAGGGCGGGUUGUUUAAACCUAAAUGCAAACAACCAAGAUGGCAGCGGUCAAUUUAGGGAGGUUUAUGGUUCUUCUGCAGCUGUUUGACAAGAACUGGACCUUCAGAACCCUGGACUUUCUACUUUGGGGUGAUGGUUUUACAGACAGUAAUAUCAUUUUAUAUUUCUCUCCUGCAGAUGAAGAACAGCCCGCCCCAGGACAAGAGUCCUGUUCAUGGAGACGACUUUGUCAUCCUGCCCGAACCUCGCACAGCCCUCAGCAUCUGCUCCAAAGACACCAUGAACAUCACGAUCUCCCAGUGCACCCUGAACGUCCUGCAGAACCUCUCCAAGGUACAAAACACCAACGACCAGAUCAGCCGUCAGACAUGAGCUCUUCUGUGAUUUAGGGAGUGAAAAAGAAGCUCUGUGGUUUUAAUCGAACACUCUUCUGAUCAGGCUUUUUCAGAGGGCACGGCCUCCACCUUUGACCACUCCAUGAAGGAGAAGGCCCCCUUCACCAUCAGGAACUCUCUGGGGAUUCCUCUCAUCGUGCAGCACAGCGCCAACCUGAAGCCCGUGUCCUCGCCAGCGCAGGGGAAACUGCACGAGCUGCAGGUGGACCAGAUUAUGGACCUGGAGCACUCCAUGUUCGAACCCUCGUCACGGGGCAAACUGUCGGCUCUGCAGCGGCAAGAAAGCUGCAUGUUCAACCUCUCCAUCGGUCAGAAUACCUUUAUUUCUCUCUCCUCUCUUCUUCUUUGCACACUUCUCUGUACAAAUACUUUUAUCCGCAGUGCUGUGUCGGUGCCGGACCUUCUCCAAAAUACCUGAUCAGUCUUUGAUCCUUUAGUUCCCUCCGGAUACAGCGAGAUCUCCAACAUCGCUGUGGACAAACCGGGUCGUCGUCUCUACAACAUCCGGGGUCCGAUGCAUCAGGAGGCGGUUUCUGUGCUGAUGCAGAUCGACGCCGCCGAGGGGAACAAGGUCAUCACUGUCCGCUCACCGCUGCAGGUCCGAGUCACAAACACUCGAAUCUUUUCUUCACAGCUCGACAGAAGUUUGCAGGAGUCCAAAGAAAAGUCUAACUGUUCAGCUGUUUGUGUUUUCAGAUCAAGAACCACUUCUCAGUGCCGUUCACCGUCCUGAAGUACUGCUCCACCUCGAGGAGCCUGGAGGCCAUCGGUCAGGCCCAACCGGAGACGGAGUUUCACAUCCCAUUAGAGGCAUACAGGUAGACUCACACUGAUUGGACAUCAUUUAGCAUCAGAACAGGUUUCAUGGUUAAUUCUGCUGAUUUCUCCUCCAUCUUCAGUCAUUCAGUUUCAUCAAAGAAACAGAAAAGAGAAGAAGUUCUUCUUCUGCUUUGGGUUUAUAAUUAUAAAUUUAGUCCUGUGGUCAUUGGAGUCCAAUAACUGACUCUUUUUUUCUGAUUUUAUUACUAUUAUUAUCUUUAAGGGUUUUUAAGUUUUUACAUGCAUCAUUAAACAUUAUCAUCAGGUGCACCAAAAAAUCAAAACGAACAAACAGCGGUAACCUCCAGUCCUAAUUCAUAAGUGCUAAAAACUGCAAUUCCUCAUCUGGCCACUAGAGGCUGGUUGCAAUAGAGCCACUUACAAUCGCAUAUUUGCCCCCUGAUUAAACCCCAGAAUAAAGUGUUACCAAAAUAGUAGAGAUUGAAGAAAUUCAUUGAUGCAUCGUGAUGUUUCACGUGAAAAUUCAGCAUCGAUUAAUUAAUUAACGUUGAUGCUUGAAUAUAUAAAUAAAUAAUAACGUCGAUGCUUUGCCGCAAGGCCAGAACAAAAAAAAAGGGAUCCAGAAUCUCAACGCACGCCACCCGGGCUGUUUAGUGAGUGGGACCACAACAAACAGAGCAUGUUAGUUUCUUUGCAAAAUGUCAACGGCUUCAGCAGCCUCCAGAGAGUGGCGGCUGAUUCUCUCGCCACCAGGGUUGACUGCAACCAUGUGGAGGUACUUUUAGAUUUUAUGAGAGAGCAAACAAGACGACUGACGAGAUCUACGCGAAGAUUUGCAAAAAUAAACUACCUCAGCAACAAAACAACAAACAUGAGGCAGCACCUCGUACGCUUUCAUCCCGAAAAAGAGAAGUCUCCUCCGGUCGUGUCGCCACACAGAGGACCAUCCUGGAGACGGUCUCCAAACUUCAAAGUCUAAGUGAAGUCGGUCAAAGUGUAAAUGUUUACAUAAAGGUCAUAUAAUAAAAUAUUUUGAAUUCAAAUGUUCAAAAAAACCUUAUUAUUUACUUAUUGAGUUCAGUUUUAGAGGAACUGAGUGAAUUGAUCUAGUUACAAAUGUGAAGACGAAGACAAAAUCAAUCUUGUAUGGAAAAAAACCCCAUUAAAAAUGGAAAUAACCGAAGAAUCUAAUCUUGAGGUACCCUUGUUGGAACACCCCUACAAAAUAAUAGGUAUCACGUUGUCCACAGGGGGGCGCCAAAGUCAGCUCAUGCUUAAACGUUCCCUCUUGGAUCUUUAAGGAGAGGUUCAUGAUGUGUAUUUCUCCGCCUCCUCAUCAGAUGUCAGCUGUUUGUUCAGCCGGCUGGAAGCCUCGAAGGUCAGUAUCGUCAGUCCUCCACCUGCGUGGCGUGGAAGGAGCAGGUGCACCGUAGCGCCGAAGUGCGGUCGGUGCUGCAGUGUCCAGCCACAGACAGCGGCCUGAUGUCUCUGUCGGUCAGCACGCUGGCCGUCCCCGACAACCUGCAGCACAUCUCCAACCACGGAGAGGAGGACUGGGACCCCGCCUACGUCAUCCACCUCCACCCUGUGGCCAUGCUGCGAAACCUGCUGCCUUACACCAUCCGCUACAUGAUGGAGGUAAACAGAGACACAGAGAUGGUCUCUAGAAACCAGGUCAAGGAUCAUAAUAUUUUAACGUGGUUUGUCUGGUCGGGUCUCUUCCUUCUCAGAACUCUCCGGACUUCUUCGAGCUUCAGGAGGGCAGCAUGUCGGACCUCCUGAACGCUCGUGUCUCAGGUGAGAUCUUGUCCGUGGUGCUGUUGAAGUAUCAGGGCCGGGACUGGCACGGACACAUCCGGAUCGAUCAGGAGGUCCCUGAGUUCUUCGCCGUGUGUCUCACCUGCGACGCCGACACCAGCAUGACCUUAGACGUGAGCAUUCACGUGACACGGACAUCGAGCCGCAUGCAGCUGUCCAUCUUCUGCCCGUACUGGAUCAUCAACAAGACGUCCCGCGUGCUGCAGUACAGAGCGGAGGAGGUGAGCGUCAAACAUCCGGCCGACUUCAGAGACAUCGUCCUGUUCUCCUUCAGGAAGAAGAACGUCUUCAGCAAGAGCAAGGUGAGCACGAACGCCCGUGUCCUUCCUCUACGACGAACAAAAUACAGAUUUAUAAGAAAAAUAUGAGCUGCUUUAAGAGGGACGAAAGAUUUCUACGAUUUACUUAAGUUUUCACAGUUUCAGGUUUUUGAAGCGUUGAGACCAAAGUAAGAGUUUGUUCUGAUUUUUGACGGUUUCCUGUACUCCAGUAAAGUCCUUAUAUUUCAGUAUUUUUGAGUUUGAUUUCUGUUUCUGCGGAUUUUUGUCACAAUUUCCACCUUUUUUCAAUGUUUUUAUCUGAAAAUAUGUCGACGUCAUCUUAAUUUUGUUGUUUUUUGUCCUUAAAGAUGAGAGAUGAUAUUAACAACAGACUCUUGUGUUGUCGUCGUCGUUGUUUCAGCUCCAGUUGUGCGUCUCCACCAGCGCCUGGUCUGACGGUUUCUCUCUGGACACUGUGGGAAGUUACGGCUGCGUUCGCUGUCCCGCCAACAACAUGGACUUCCUGGUAAUCUUCAGUCCCGUAUAUUUCUAAAAUUGAAGUUCUCUUGGAGGUUUAUUCCUGAGGGGAUCCUUUUGUGUGUCCAGGUGGGGGUCAGUAUCCGGAUGAGCAGUUUUAACCUGACCAGGAUCGUCACCAUGAGUCCUUUUUACACUCUGGUCAACAAGUCGUCGUACGAGCUGGAGGUGGGAGAGGUCACCAACCAGAGCUCCAUCAAAUGGCACUACCUCGCCUCCACUGAGGUUAGCAUCGGGGGAAAAAACUACAAAUCCCACAGAGAGAGGCUGUUUCUGGAGUCAUCUGAUCGUCUCUGUGGUCUCUCGGUUUGUGUUUGCAGUGCCUCCCUCUGUGGCCGGAGAACACGUCAGGGAAACUCUGCCUCCGUGUGGUCGGAUCUGAGUCCACCUCCAAGUUCUUCUUCUUCAACAAGCAGGAUAACGGCACCCUGCUGAGCCUGGACGUGGUCAGUGUCUCCACUGGGCUGAUCACAGGAGGAUUCGGAGCUCUGGACGUCCUUUCUCAUGUGUGUGUGUGUUUUUCAGUGCGGUGGGAUCAUCGUGGACGUCAACAUCUCCGAUCAGUCCACGGUUAUAAGUUUCGGCGAUUACUACGACGGAGCUGCUCCGGCCCUGCUGCUAAACCACACGCCCUGGGUCAACAUUAGCUACAAGCAGAGGUCAGAGGUCAACAUGCACGCACACCAACACCAACAUUGUUUAAAAGUUUAACUGUAUCUUUGUUCAAACCCCUCGUACUCUUUCUUCUGCAGCGGCUCAGCGGUGACGCAUGAGCUGAAACCUGGCGAGGCUCGGCGGUUCGCUUGGGACGACCCCGCAGGAGUGCGAACCCUGUGCUGGAACUGCAUGGAACAUUCUGGAGAGCUGGACCUGAUGAAGGUCAGACACUGAGGGUUUGGGAAAAUCAUCCCAAACUACCUUCAUGUUGAUGUUACUGAGACCUGAGGCGGGAAAUGAGCGGGAAUCUGUGUUUCCGCUAAUUCACGAUGUUUCUGAGCGUUGUUUGAAUAUUAUAACUAUCUACAGGGAUCCCAUCACACUGAAAAGUAUGCUUUUCAGCUGCUCUGCUGCCUCCUAGGGGCCAAAAUAAGAAUUAUACAUUUUUAAAAGCACAAAGGACCGAGAGUCGAACCCUGAGGAAUCCCACAUCUAAAAUAAUGUGAUGAUGAAAGUUAAAAAAAAUCAAACUUUGGAUCCAAACGCCUGAAUGAACAAACUUCACCCAUGAUCAGAAAACCCGGGUACUCUAAGAAGUCUGAGUCCUGGUGUUGGUCCUCCUCUAACAAACUGUGUCCAUUCUCCAGGACGAGGUGGGUCAGUUCAGCUACGACAACCUGUCCGAGGUCCACUGGGUCUCCUUCCUGGACGGUCGUCAGCGCGUGCUGCUGUUUACAGAAGACGUCGCCGUGGUAACGAAAGCUCGGCAAGCGGAGGAGCUGGAGCAGUUCGAACAGGAAGUGAAGGUGUCGCUGCAAAACCUGGGACUGUCUCUGAUCAACAACAACAGCAAGCAGGAGAUCUCCUACAUCGGCAUCACCAGGUACCAAACGCCGCCUCCUCAGCAGGUCAACACUGCGUCAGGUACAUGUUAGAGAACCGUGUGUGUGUGUGUGUGUGUGUGUGUGUGUGUGUGUGUGUUCCAGCUCAGGGGUGGUCUGGGAGAUGAAGCCGAAGAACCGCUGGAAGCCGUUCAAUCAGAAAAACAUCAACCUGUUGGAGAAAACGUACCAGAGUCAGCAGAGCGGGGCGAAGCCUGAAGGGGGCUGGGUCAAACUGGAGGGCAACAUCGAGGUCAGAGGUCAUCACACACACACACAGCACAUGCUGCUUUCGAGUUACCUCGGAAGUCAGAAGUCCGAGCUGAAAAUGACGUCACACCCGAGUUACCAGCGUUUCUGUUACCAAGUCGGUAAAAAGCAAAAUCAAAUACGGAAACAAGACGGUUACUACUACGAAAGUUAUUGUAGUGCUUGCCUUGUCCGAAUAUAAGGAAAGUGUUUUAUUUUUACUUUUUAAUUUAUUAAAAUAUCACAAGUUUUAGUAUCAUAAAUAAUAGUAUAUAUUAUAAUAUAUAAAAUAAAAGUAUUUUAUGAAUACUUUUUAAUUUAUUUAAAUAAUAAAAAUAAUGGUAUUAUAAAUAUUAGUGUAUAUAUGAUAAUAUAUAUAAAAUAAAAGUAUUUUAUGAAUACUUUUUAAUUUAAUUAAAUAAUAAAAAUAAUGGUAUUAUAAAUAUUAGUGUAUAUUUGAUAAUAUAUAUAAAAUAAAAGUAUUUUAUUAUUACUUUUUAAUUUCUUAAAAUAAUAAAAGUAAUAGUAUUAUAAAUAAUAGUAUAUAUUAUAAUAUAUAAAAUAAAAGUGUUUUAUGAAUACUUUUUGAUUUAUUAAAAUAAUAAAAUUAAUAGUAUUAUAAAUGAUAGUAUAUAUAAUGUAUUUAAAAUAAAAGUAUUUUAUUAUUACUUUUAUUAAGUUACUCUAAUUUUUAAAAUAACUUUCGUAGAUAUAACAUCUCGUUUCAGGCCUCUGAUUUUGCUUUUUACCGACUUGGUAACAGAAACACUGGUAACUCGUGUGUGUCGUCAUUUUCAGCUCGGUAACUCAAACGCAGCAUUAGACUGCAGCUUCACUCUUCAGUAUCAGACUGUUAGACAAUGAGACUGAUGUGUAGCGUGUGUGUUCAUCACUUAUUAUCAGGUGAACCUCUCUGGAGCCAUCAUGAUGAUGCGUCAGCCCAUAGCCUGUCCUAUCAGGAGGAACUUCCUGUCAGGGAUCCAGGUGGAGUUCAAACAGUCCCCUCACCAGCGCUGCCUGAGGGCGCAGCUGCACUGGCUGCAGGUCAACACGCACACACACACACACACACACACACUCUCUCUCAUGUUCAAAAACACUCGGUCACAUUUAUAACUGACUCGGUUUCCCUUCACAGGUGGAUAACCAGCUGCCAGGCGCCAUCUUCCCCAUCGUCUUCCAUCCGGUUCCUCCUCCUAAAUCCAUCGCUCUGGACUCAGGUGAUCAUUUUGACAACGUUUCAUUUAACCCUUCAUCGUGUGUUUUCCUGCUGCCAGAAACAGAUGUUUACGUUUUGAUCUGGUCUGAUUCUGCUCGAAUCUCUCUGCCCGUCCUCAGAGCCGAAGCCUUUCAUCGACGUCUCCAUCAUCACCAGAUUCAACCAGCACAGCAACGUCAUGCAGUUCAAGUGAGUUAGGAACAAUCCAGAGUGGUGGUAAACCUGAUUAUGAUCGGUGUUACUCAGUCUAAUGAGAGAGUUUAAUGAGGAGAGGCAGAGACAAACGUUUCAAACUGAGCCUUGUUGGUUUAAAACCAUAAAAACAUGAUGGUGCAUCCAGUUAAACAGUAAAAGAUGACAGUAUCUGCUCUCGUAAAGAUAACUCAAAUCCAGAUUAAACUAAACCAGUUUGAUCUGAAAGGAAACACACUUGGUUUUAAGGUUCACUGGUUUGAUUUGGGGGCCAACAAGUCCAAGACAGUCUAGCUUCAGACCUCCACUGAGAGGACCCGAGGUGACGGUUUCUCUUAUGAAGUUAGUUUGAAGUGGUCUUCUCAUUUUGUAUUUUAUCUUUGUUGAACACAUAAAUAUACGAAAAAUCAUAUAAACAUGAUAUGAAAUCAUAUCCACACGACACUGAAAAAUACUUAAUGUGUAAUCGCUUUUAAUUUGAAACUCCCGAGGUUAAAAAAGAAACAUACUCCUGGUAUAGUUGCUUUUAUUUUGAAAGGCUUCAAACAACUUUACAUUGAGUUUAAGUAAGGUUAACUUGAUCUGAAAGUUAACCUGCUUAGCAUAAAGUUUAACAAACUACAUAUGAAGUUUAACAUGUUCGAUCUGGAAGUAAUCUUACUCGACAUUUAGGUCAACUAGUUUCAUAAUUAUAACCAGAUUAACUUGAAAUUGAGAUUAAAUUAAUCUCAUAUGAAGUUCAACCAUUCUGAUAUUGGGCUAAACCAGUUUGUUAUGACGAUUAACCAGUUUGAUGUGAAAGUUGACCAGCUGGGAAGAAAGAAACCAGUUUGAUCUAGUUUGGUCUAGUUCUAAUAUGAUGGUUCACUAGUUUAUAACAAGGUCUGACCUAUUUGGUAAAAAAGUUAACCAGACUAAUGUGAAGGUCGACCAGUUUAACAUGCUGUUAAACUGUUUUCUGUGAAGUUUAACCAGUUUGAUCAAAUGUGGGGCCAGUUUAAGAUGACGGUUUACCAGUUUAGAAAGAAGGUUGAACUUGUGUGACUUGGUGAAGGACUAGUUAGAUACUCUGACAGUAGAGUCGGUAAAUGUGGCGAACCCUUUGUUUGACACUCAAGUUUAGUAGUUCUAUUAGUGAGUAAGCCGGUUAGGUGUGAAGGUUAACUGGUGAACAGGAAUGUUAAUGGGUGUCGUAUGAUAAUUAACUGGUUUAUUAUGGAAGUAAAAGGUCAACCAGUGUUACACAAAUGAAAACCAGUCUGAUGAUGAUGUUACUGUUAACUGCUCCAUGAUCGAUCUCACAUAAGUGUGCGUUUUUUGUUCUUCAGGUACUUCAUGGCUCUGGUUCAGGAGAUGGCCGUGAAGAUCGAUCAGGGUUUCCUGGGCGCCAUGUUAACUCUGUUCACUCCAGCGGCCGACCCUCAGGCUGACAGACAGAAGGUGAAACAGGGCGGAGAGUUAAACCACCAACCCUGACUCAUCAGACCAGAACUCUGUUCCUGUCCUAACAACUGAAACCGUUUCUGUUUCAGACCAAGCUGAUAGAAAAAGAUCUGCAGCUGCUGCAGGCUGAGCUGACAGAGGCGUCGCACAACGACGCGUCAGGACUCAGUUUCUUUGAACAUUUUCACAUCUCACCCAUCAAGGUGAGGAUGCAGACGGGGUUUGACUCUUUUAGUGACCUCGAAACAGUGUCAGAACUUUGCACUGCAGAUAUCUGAUUGAAGAUGAUCUUCUCUGCCUGUCUGAUGUCUCUGCUCUGAUUUUGUUCUUUUGUUCGUAUUUGUGUUUUCAGCUCCAUCUCAGUCUGUCUCUCGGCUCCAGCGGGGAUGACUCUGCUAAAGAAGUGGCGGCCAUGCAGUCUCUGAAUCUGCUGCUGAAAAGUAUCGGAGCAACGUUGACGGACGUGGACGACCUCAUCUUCAAGUGAGACUCUUUCUGCUCCUCACUGUGUCUGUUUUUAUAGAAAGAUGCAUGUUAGGAUACAAAGACACAGCUGUCAAUAAUAUUCUCUAACACCAAGUUGAGUCUCUGUCUCUGUCGUCCCCUUUGUCCCUGUUAGACUGGCCUUCUUCGAGGUGAGGUACCAGUUUUACCGCAAAGAAAAGCUGAUGGGCGCCGUGGCCCGACACUACAGUGAGCAGGUACGAAAGCCGUCCGUCAGUCAGCUCAUCAAACACACUUUCUGUUAAGAACCUGCUGUGUGCUGGACUGGACUCUUGAGGUUUAACUGGGAACUUAAUGUGAGACCACAUUGUUGUUUCUGGUUGCAGUUCUUGAAACAGAUGUAUGUCUUGGUUCUGGGUCUGGAUGUCCUUGGUAACCCGUUUGGGCUGAUCCGAGGUCUGUCCGAGGGAGUGGAGGCCUUCUUUUACGAACCAUUCCAGGUAACGCAGUGAAGACUAACCCUGCAGAAGAAGAACCCUGAUGGAGCUGAACCACGUUUCUAAUAUCAGAUCUUUUAAGUCCAGGUUUAUGUUUUAUGGUGGUCCUACUUUAAUAAGUCUGUCUGCUGUGUGCAUCCACCAGGGGGCGGUCCAGGGUCCAGAGGAGUUUGCAGAGGGUUUUGUGAUCGGAGUCCGAAGCCUGCUGGGUCACACAGUUGGUAAGAAACUACAAACUAAACUAAACCAGCUGUUUUUUUUAUCUCUGCUGCUAAUCUGACUCUAUCCUUCCCUUGGUUUCCUGCAGGUGGCGCCGCAGGUAUGGUCUCUAGGAUCACAGGUUCAGUAGGUAAAGGUCUGGCAGCCAUCACGAUGGACAAAGAGUACCAACAGAGACGACGCGAGGAAAUGAACCGAGCGCCCAAGGACUUUGGAGAGAGUCUGGCUAAAGGAGGAAAAGGACUUCUGAAGGUAAACAAAGUGACUCUGAGAACAGCUGAUCAGCUGAUCUGAGGUCAGGGAUGAAGGUCCGAAACACUCUGGUGUGUGUGUCCACAGGGGGUCGUCGGUGGGGUCACGGGCAUCGUCACCAAACCUGUGGAGGGUAAGUGUUUUUAAAGUAUUUACAGGGACAAAUGCACAUUUGAAAGCUUCAGGUGCUUUUUAACAGCAGGAUCUUUUCCCUCUCCUCUCUGUGUAUUUGUAAAGCAGGAACUAAGGUUUAUGUUUAGUGUCAGGGUUGUUUCCCGGCUCAGGUCAAUAACUGUCUGAAGGUCUGGAACCUUUUGUGGGCAGGUUUGAUCGUGGUUUUGGUGGUUAACUGUCUCGUUCGCAGUAAGCAUUACAAAAUCAGAGCAAAAAAGAACAGAAAUGCCUGAAAGAACGACUUCAAAAUGAGCUCAUGUAACUCUCGUUUAACUCAAAUUAACCAGAGGGGGCAGCAGAGAUCCUGCCCUUUAAAAUACGAGUCAUAAGUCAGUUACAUGUUGAGCUGUUAGAGGUCCACUCUUGGCCAAGUGUGAGAUGAUAUUUGCUGAUGUCCUUUUUUGUGCAGGAGCAAAGAAGGAGGGGGCUGCAGGUUUCUUUAAGGGCAUCGGGAAAGGUCUGGUGGGCGUGGUGGCUCGACCCACAGGUGGCAUCGUGGACAUGGCCAGCAGCACCUUCCAGGGCAUCCAGAGGUACGAAAAUCCUUUCAUGAAACCCUCUGAUUUGUGUGUUUGUCCAUCAGAGUUUGAGCUGUGUGUCUUUUCUUUUCUCCGACAGUUUCAGUAAACGUAGUUUGUCUUUUGUACCAGUUUCACUCGGUGAAGAUCUUCAUGUCUCGUCUGUCUGCUUCUCCUCUGUUUUUCUUCUUGUCUGCUCACUAAUUUUUAUAUUUUCUGCUUUUGUUUUCUGUCUGGUAUCGUCGUUUCCUGGAGUUUGUUGUUCUUUCUUUUUCUUGUGGUUUUUGGUGUGUGAGUAUUUCUCAUUAAGUCCGCUGAAGCUGGGCUCCUUCACCGCUGCUCAAAGUCUGACAAUCAGGUUCAGAAACAGACCCCCUCUGUGGGGUGACGAUCAGACGUAUCUCGAGUCAGACUCUCGGGUGAGAUGAAGGAGACGAGCUUCAGCGGCGGCACUUGUGCGUUUUUGCAUGUUGUUGUAACUCAGCAGCAGUUCGAUGGUAAGUCGCUGCAUCUUGUCACAAAUAAAUCCUUCAUGACUCACGCUCACGACAUCCAUCACUGUAACAAAGCUCAUAGUCCCGCCCCCCCUCAGCUUGCUGCGGCAUCUUGAGUCGUACAGGCCAGACUCCUGUGGGACAUGUGACCCAGACUCUGAAUGAAACAUGUCAUAGAAAAGGCUUGUUGAGAAAGAGAAUGAAACAUAUUCAGCUGAAACCAACUCAAAGAAAACAGACUGUCUAAUUUAAAAAGCAUGCAUUAAAGGUGAGAGCAUCGUUAAGUGCACUUGUUAUGUUGUUUGCAAACUUCGAACAGAGACGUUUAUAUCACACAAACACAAACACAGGAUUAUUGUCACACUUAAACUCCUCUUUAGUUUUCAACACAAAUAUUCUUCCUCUGGAUGGCCUGAAAAUAAUAGAUCUGCACAUGAAGUCUGCUAGUAUUACUCUGACGUGCAUCUUUUGCAGCCUUGCACUGUUAUCUUGCACUAUUGUCUGUGGUCAGUGUUUGAAUUUAUUCUUGUACAUAUUUAUCUUUUAUGGAGCGAAAGUUUACUAAAGUCAUAUUCCCCAAAUGUUUGCAUAGGGCUGGGCGAUACACCAAAAAUUUACGGAUACUGAAAUUAUCGACAAUAACCGGCGUCAUUUUGCUCAUAUCGGUAUUUUUAGUGUCAGAAAAUCGAUAAAUUAAGUUGUUUUUGGAUGUGUGUAGGUAGGCUAUGGUCUCAUGUCCCUUUAAGACGCUGUCCUACGUCAGAGACGUGACUCCACCCCAUCCAGUCAAAGAGGGAAAGACAGGUGAGGAGAUGGAGGACGGUUCAGAAGAUGUAGCGGCUGAAGUAGACGAAGUUAAAAUGGGGAGGGGGUGAGCAGCUCGUGGAGAAGUUAUCGUCCAUUUAUCGUUAUCGAGGUGAACUGAUCAAUAUAUCGUGAUAUUGAUUUGAGUCCUUAUCGCCCAGCCCUAUGUGCACACAUGCCAGUCCAAUACAGCUGAUUCUGUGGCUCAACCCCCCGCACAAACAGGCCGUGCUAUCGCGCAUGACGGAGUGUUUCUACGUAAUCUAAAAAAACCUGCUUGCUAGCUUGCGCCGGGAAGUGAGCUGGAUGAAGAGAAAAAAAACACAAGCCUGAAGCAAACGGCACAGAGCUGCAGAACUUUCUGGAUGUUUCUACGUUAGAGCUCAGACAGAGCAGAGAUUGUGCAAGUCUUACCCCCAAUUUCCACCACAUCCGAACGCCUGUGAAAAGGCCGCCUGCGCCGAUUGUUUCCAAUCAAGUUAAUGUGUCAAAUUCCAUCGGCUUCUUUCCGGCCCCCUGCGGUUCAGCGGCUUCGUAUCUGAUUGCACAAGUUCUAUUUUUUCUGGACGCCGGAGCAUGGCGGAUAAAUUCAGCACAGAUGAACCCGUGCUGGAAAGGAAGUCGGGCACAGACACAAAAUAAAACAUCCAACUUCUUUUCAAAAUAAAACUACCUGUUUCCGGCGCAUCGUAUUUCACACCAUGCAAAUUUCGGCGGAGACAAACGAGUGAAAGGUUUUUAGACGUCAUUUCACCCCGAUGACACCAUGGAUGAGGAGAUGCUGAUUCUAGAAGUCUAGAAGUAGAUUUCCUCCUCUGGAAGGACACAAUCUACUGCUUAUAUGUCUAUGUGGAUGUCUUUAGAGAGACAACUCGUUAUCGCAUGAUUGCAUGUGAAUCCUGCUGUCGGAGGUCUGCCACGAAAUUCGCCUCACAAACGCAUCCGGUUGGAAUUUGCGAAUGGCGAAAAUCACCGCCAUUCCUUAGCGGAGCCGUUCUGGAUGCGAUGGAAAUUGGGGGUUAGAGGCUGUAUUAGUGAACUUUAUCUGGGAUGAGCAGUGUUCGGUUAUGUUUGCCUUUGUCGUCCAACUUAAACCUGUAUAUUUGAGUGAUAAUCCUCCUCCAGGAUGUCAAAACCUGCAAACCUGCACUACCAAACUUCACCAGCAGGGUUUUCCUCUCAGCUUUAAGUCAUCGGUCUGAGAGUGAGACCGUCAUGAACAGGUUAAACUCCCCCACAGUACCUUUAAAAAAAAACCUGCUUCUGUUCCUGAAACAUCCCCCCCACUGCCUCAGCGAUCUUCAUCCUCCUCCUCCUCCUCCUCUGUUAUGAGGCAUCCAUCUGUCAUGUGACGCAUCAGUCUGUUCACGAUAACCUUUAUAUCGUUACCGUUUCAUGCUGUCUCUAUAGAGGUCAAGAAAGGUGAGCUAUCCGACUGACAGCAUCAUGUUCACUCUGAACAGGCUAAAAAAACCAGUUUUAUUAAUUUAUGUAAAGUAAAUAAGAACGAAUACAGAGCCUUGAGGGACUCCUCAGGAAAGAUUAACUUCCUUUUCUCUUGACUUGAAUGCGUUUCAGCUCGGUUAAGUCGGUAGGUUGAUUUGUAUAUGUGUGUGUUUGUGAUACCAGAGUAGCGGAGUCGACGGAGGAAGUGACCAAACUGAGGCCGGCGCGUCUGAUCAGGGAGGACGGGAUCAUCAGACCGUAUGACCUCACAGAAUCGCAGGGUUUUGACCUCUACCAGGUAAGACCAGGUGAUAUCGUUGUCUCGCUCUAUCUGUCUGCAGCACACAUGAACAUGAUGUGUUUUUAUUGGAUGCUAAAGUUACAAAGUGUAAAGUGCAUUUGUUAAACUGUGAGUGAGGAGAGUUAGCGGUGACGGGGUUGUGACGGAGGGCAGAGCAGAGAGACACACAGCAGGUGUGACUCCAACCAAACCCUGCACCUUCCUGCACGUUUGAGCUUUCCUCUUUAACUCAUUCAGUGCCAGUGACGAAUUUGGUCACAUUUUUUUAUUUGCCCAGAGUGCCAUUGACAGAUUUUGAUGGAUUUUUCAGUUUUUUUGUUUUCCACCAGAGGGCGCUCCUCCCAAACAUGCGACUAAGUUUGGGGUCAUUCUGAUCGCAGAAAAGCCGACAAAUACGCCAUAACCAUGUUAGAAUAACAAAAACAAGUACUGGACAGUGAGAAGUGUGCCAUCAAGUAUGUCCAUUAGCCGAGUUGUGGAGAGUUUUUUCUCUAUGAGGAAAGUAGGAAAAUGCCGAAGUCAUUAGCCAAGGUCAUUAGCUAACGGUCUCGGCGCAUCGGCUCCCGAGGUGCUUCCGUCUCUGGAUCCAGUGGAUAUCUAGGUACCCAUCCUUCACAUCGUCAGCAGACAAUUUAAGAAACAAUUUUCCGGUGUGUUGUUGUGCCGCCGGUGCCGGUACUGGUGAGCGCGACUUAACCGGGAUUCCGAUACAGUUUUUGGCAAGGAGGACCCGAGCAGUCUGUGUGGUUUCCAUCGUGGCGUCAGAGUCUCGAGAGUCAAUAUGAGUUCCAGCUGUCAUACAGUGACCUACCUCAAUCGGAUCUCGAGAGUGAUGAGGAGAUGUGUCCGAGGAGUGAGGACUUUGAUGCUGUCGGUAAAGUAGUUUGAUAUGAAAUGAAAUAGACGAUCCGAGUUCUGCUUGAAAGUCUCUCCAGAAUUUUUUCCUGGUGAAAGAAGAGAAUCGCUCCUUUCUUUUGAGAUAUUGGACUCAAUUCUACAUUUCUCUUGCCGUCAAUGGUGGCACUGGGUGAAAAUUGCAUGGAUGAACCUGGCACUGAAUGAGUUUAUAACUGAGUGUCUUUUUUUUUAAUUUUCUUAUUCCGUUUUUUAACACCUCUCUUCUUCUUCUUCUGUUUUUUUCUCAUGUGUUUGUGUCACAUGCAGCCGGAUGAGGAAUAAUCGGGGUUUGCUGGGGUCGACUUUACAAAUCAAGUGCUUUAAAGGACAAUAAACUCUAUUAAUGCUUUCUAAAUAAAGCCUCAUGUUAAUUGAAUUAUACUAAAUAUGCUAUAUUAAAGUUUCUAUGUCAUUGUAUAAAUAUUAUUGGCUAUACUUAAAACUUUAUUGUUCUGUAUAAACCAAAAACUUGUGCUGAUAUAAUUCAGGUUUCUAUGCAUGCCAAAACUGAUAACCUUCUCUCAUACCUCAAACAUUUUUACUCUUCGCUUGCUCUCUUCCUUUUUCCUAAAAUGAAAAUUCUGAUUUUUUUAAUUCUGAAAUACAGAGGUGGUUGAUUUUUGUUCCUGGUCUUUUUUUUUAAUAAUUAUGUGUAUCAUAUAUUUUAAUUUAAUCAUUAGUAAACAGAUGAAUUAUUUUAUUAUCAGGCUGUGUUUCUCUCUCAUAGAUCUUAGCACUAUUUUUGUAAAAGACUGUAGCAUCACUUUUCAUUCCAAACCUGUGAAUAAUAUGAAAUACUUCUUCUGUCUUUGUGAUGAUAUAUUUGUAUAACUCAGUCGUUGUUGUUGUGGCAUGACCUCUAACCCCUCAUACUGUUGUGCUUGUGUGUAACAGUGUGUGUGUGAGUGUGAGUGUGUUUGAGCUGUAACAGUGAGUGACAUCUGUAACCUGCAAACCUGAUCUUUAAUAAAAUAACACUCCUAAUUCACGCUCUGAUUUAUAACUUCUGAAAACUUUCUGCUUCUGAAUAUCUCAGACUUUUUUCUUCUGAAGGUGAAUUUUAACAAACUUUAAGGUUUGUUAAAAUUCACCAUUUUUUUUUUUUUUUCACUUCGUCCGAAUUCUAAUUAAAUUCGGACUUCUAUAUUACUGCAACUUUCUUUAAAUAAAUGAGCACUUGACUCUGUAAAUCUGGCCCUGUCGUUACGCCGCUGAGUCAGAAAUGUUUCCAUCUGAAAAGGCGGCGUGUGCCGUCAGUUAAAGACAGUUCUGCCUCCUCCCCAAAGCGACGUUAAAGUAACAUGUGAAAUUUGGAAUUUACAGGUUUUUACAAGUUUAGCUCAUAGUGAUUUUAUUUAUUUUUUUAUUUUAUUUUUUAUUUGACUGAACCAAGUUAAAACAUUUAGAUGGAACAAAUUUAAAUUGAAUUGAAUUGGAAUAGAUUGAAUUAAAGUAAUUAAAUAUAGACGAAUUAAGCUGAACUGAACAGGAUGAGAUCAUUUUAAAUGAAACUGAAUGUACGGUUGAAAAUUAAAAAAAAUGAAUAAAAGUGUAUGAACUGAAUUGAUUUGAAUUUAAUUGAAUAGAAUUGAAUUAGACUGAAAAUGGACUGAAGUAGACAGGAAAAAUUAAAUUAGAUUAUAGUGGAAUGAAUUGUUUAAAAUGAAUCUGGAUUAAAUUGAAUCUACUUGAAUUCAGACUUACUGAAGUAAAUUCACUGAGAUAGAAUUGGGCUGAUCUGAAUUUUAUUGAAUUCAAUAAAAUCAAAUUGAAAUGACUUGUUGUUCAGAAUGAAUUAUGUCCGAUUACAUUACAUUGAAAUGAACUGAAUUGAAUUUGAUUAAUUUUGAUUGAAGUGAAUAUGUAUUGAACUAAACCAAAUGGAAUUAAAGUGAAUUAAAUUGAACUGGACUGAAUCUAAUUAAAAUUAAGUUAAAGUCAUUUAAAGAACUGAAUAAAAACAAAUUGAUUUAAAAAUGAAUUAAUGUCAUUUUAAUUUAAAACAAUAUUAUUGAAUUUAUAUACAUAUGAAUUUAUUGACUGGUUUUAUAGUUAUGUAAAAUGAAUGUGAGAUAAAACAGUUCACUCCUAAAGACAAAGUUUGACGUGAAUAUGAAGGAUGAGAGUAGAGAGCGAGUCAGACAGAAACAAAGGUACAGGUGAGAUAUUUGACAUGUUUACAGUCAUUGUACCUCAGAUGAUUCACGGGUUUGUUGUCUGACAUGUUUGUCCUGAUUCUGAAGUGUUUUUGUGAAUGUUUGUGAUCUGUUAUUUUUACCUGCGGAGGCGUUCAGGUGUGUGUUUGAGUCUGUCGGGUUUCUGGUUUUCAGCGCUCUGAGAUCAAACAGCUGGAGGGUGAAGUUUACAGAGAUCACAGUCAGUAUCCUGGACACAGAAAGACAAACAUCAUCGUCACCAACAGGUGAAUUAUUAUCUGUUAUUAUCAGUCAGGAUUUAUUUUGUCAGUAUUUUAGAUUAUCAUCAUGUGUUGUUUUUUUUAGGAGGGUCAUGUGUGUGAAGGAGAUCGACUUUGUGGGUCAUUUCAACAAAGAGUGGGAGUGUCUGUUUGAGAACUGUUACCGUCCUCCAGCCGUGGUGGGAACGGAGCUGAAGAUCUACUGCAAGGUACCGAAGAAAAACGAAUGAAAAAGGGCGAACUCCAAACUUCUCCAGCUGUCUGACUCCGCCUUUCUCUCUGUCUGCGUUUCAGGAGCAGCAGAAGUUGAAGCUGCCGAAGAAAGACAACCAGGAGCCGGUGAGGAGCGUCCAGCUCAAGGACACGGCCGUCGCUCAGGUAACCACAGCUGCACGUGUGUGUGUGUGUGUAUGUUUGUGUGUAUAUGUUUGUGUGUGUGUCUACACUUCAGUUCACCUUCCCUCACCUGGUUACCGUACGUUACCAACAGAAGCUGUAUGUGGCCGUAUCAGAGGCUCAGAUGGCGCGGCAGCAGCACCGCAUGGCGAAACAGAAGUCAACGCGCUUCCUGAAACCAAACAACAAGCACUGA
Xyrichtys novacula (pearly razorfish) is the source of this 53116-nucleotide messenger RNA. The record is from the annotation of a GenBank genome assembly. NCBI's taxonomy places the organism in Eukaryota, Metazoa, Chordata, Actinopteri, Labriformes, Labridae.